Podarcis lilfordi (Lilford's wall lizard) is the source of this 64158-nucleotide messenger RNA. NCBI's taxonomy places the organism in Eukaryota, Metazoa, Chordata, Lepidosauria, Squamata, Lacertidae. The record is from the annotation of a GenBank genome assembly.
AUGUCAAUGACAACCAAAUCAUUCCCAAUAAUUUGUGUGAAAGGCAAGUCAAUUCAUGUAACACUUCUAGCUUAUAUUGCAGUUUGGCAUUCUGCAAAUUGAAUUUUACGAGGCUAUUAAAGAGAAGUGCCAUUUCGGAGGUGCAAAGUUAUUUCUGUGCAAUGCCCGGGGGGAGGGGAGACUUGAAAUUGACAAUGGUUUGUGAGGCUGCAUUAUAGCUCAUGGUUUAACUCUAGUCUAGGGCAGUGUCAGGCUUCCGGGAAUCAGAUCCUUCCCCCGGUGGCAGCAAAGAAGCAGAUAAAAAGGGGAAGAGUUCUUACCAAUUAGUUUAUUCUAAUUGGCGAGCACUUUAUGCUCCCAACCCCCACAGUUAUAAUUCGUAGGUUGCCAUAUGAUUCUAUUUUGCUUUUAACCUAAUUUUAAGCUGUGUUUUAAUCGAUUGUUUGACUUAAUGUUUUAGUGUAUUAUAUAUUUUGAUGUUAGGGACACAGGUGGCACUGUGGGUUAAACCACAGAGCCUAGGGCUUGCCGAUCAGAAGGUCGGUGGUUCGAAUCCCCGUGAUGGGGUGAGCUCCCGUUGCUCAGUCCCUGCUCCUGCCAACCUAGCAGUUAGAAAGCACGAAGUGCAAGUAGAUAAAUAGGUACCACUCCAGCGGGAAGGUAAACAGCGUUUUCGUGCGCUGCUCUGGUUCGCCAGAAGCGGCUGAGUCAUGCUGGCCGCAUCACCCGGAAGCUGUACGCCUGCUCCCUUGGCCAAUAAAGCGAGAUGAGCGCCGCAACCCCAGAGUUGUCCGCAACUGGACCUAAUGGUCAGGGGUCCCUUUAGCUUUACCUUUUAUAUUUUGAUGUUAGCCUCCCUGAGCCCGGCCUCGCCGGGGAGGACAGGAUAUAAAUAAAAUUUAUUAUUAUUAUUAUUAUUAUUAUUCAAUAACCGCAGCGAGAAACAAAGGAAUGCGGUCUCUCUCUAGAAAUGGCGUUGCUCCAAGUAAAGCCCCCCCCAUUCUACAUCAGUCCUGUACCAGCUGAUCUGAGCUUUCUGCCGCUGAGCUCUCUGUUCUACUACCCUCAAUGCCUGUCUGGUCCCGGGAGAAGCAGAGUCAGGAAUGCUUUCCAAGGACACUGAGUCUGUCAGCUGUCUCCCCCCGGCACUUCUUCUUCUUCCUGCUGUUCCUCUUCCAAUAUUUCCCAGCUUCUGCCCUCUGUAGCCUCUGAACUCUGAACCCUUCUGCAAACCACUGAUCUAAAUCUAUACUGUCCUCCUGUUCUUGGGAAGGUUCAGGAGAAGUGGGGCAGCCCCCACCGUUCCUCCUCAGUCCAGCCCCUGACAGGCAAGUAUCACCAACCUUUGUAGAACCAGGGCCCACUUUUAACCCAACCAAACAUUUGUGGACCCAUUUCUUAAUCUGUUACUAAAUUUUUGCAUGGUGGUAGGGCUAGGGUUGCCAUGCAUCCUCUUUUUCCAGGACAUGUCCUCUUUUUCAGGGGUAAAAUUUCUGUCUGGGUGGAUUUUUUAAAUUUGCCAAAAUGUCUCUGGCUAUACUUUCUGGAUGAGACAUAGACAUACGGUAACUGGUGGCUGAAGACCUGCUUUCCUCUUCUCUUCCCCUGCCCCUCUCAGCAAUAUAUCAUAGCUUCUAUAGCCUACAUAUUGUAGAGGUAUCUAAAAUGAGAGUCGUCAUAGCACCCUCUUUUUUUGCUCUUCAAAGUAUGGCAACCCUAGAUAGGGCUCUUGUUGAGAGUGCUUAGUGCACAAUUUAUAUUCAAAAACAUUACUUGGGGGGGCAGGUGGGGAGGAGAGGCUGACUUAGGCAAUUAGUUACCAUGGUCUCACAAGGCUUUCCAUGGUUUCCUAGUUAUUUAGCAACUAUGCAUGACACCUAAAUGCAUUUUAAAUUUUAAUUUUUAACCAGAUUUCAAACAUAAUCCUGGGCUUAUAGAUGCUAAGAUCCAACCCAAACUAUAUGUGAAUAAGCCCAAUAAACCUGUUGGAGCAAACAUAGUAAAGCAACAGGUGGGGAAAAGCAAAACAAAACAUUGGCACUCUGAGGCACGAAUCUGGCAAUCAAGCCACUGUGCAAAUGAUUUGAAAGCAACUGUGUUGGGCAUCUUGGGAUAUGAGUUAAGGUGAACGCGAGUGUCUGGGCUGAGAUCCAGCACUGGCUCAUUAGUAUUCCAAUAUCACAUCCAAAAAAUGAAGGAGAAUAAAAGAUGAGACCAGAGUGGGAAGAAGAGUAAUGACAAUAAUAGCAUGCUGUUUCUUCAAGUAUUGAGCAAUUUGUCCUGCUGCCCCCCACCGACCCAAAUCCAACCUCAGACUAGUUAUGGUAAAUAGCCUGUUGUGUUCUUUACAUGCCUCCACACAUGAUAUCAGAGUAGGAAACAGGCGUGCAUUCUAAAGACGGGGAUUGCAACCAAAGCGGCCCAUUCUCCAGCCGUCUCCUGCCCCAGGUUGUUUUCGCCUGUUUUGGAGGCUAGGACCCAAACCAAUGCAUUCAAGUUACAGCUAAACACCAGGAAGAACUUUCUGACAGUAAGAGCUAUUUGACAGUGGAACAGACUCCCUCAAAAGGUGGUGGACUCUAUUUCACUGGAGGCUUCUAAGCAGAGGUUGGAUAGCCACCUGCCAUGGAUGCGUUAGUUGAGAUUCCUGCAUUGCAGGGGCCUGGACUAGAUGACCCUCAGGAUCCCUUCCAGCUGUACGGUUCUAUGAUUCUAUAUAUAUAUAUAUAUACACAUUUUUAUUCAUUUUUAACAUAUCAUUUCCAACAGUCAUUUAACAUACGUUCUUAUCUUAUACAAUAUUUUAGAUUUCCAUCAACUACCUCUGAAGAUUUUCCGUUCUGUAUCACUUAAUCUGCAUUUCUUAAUUUAUUACUUUUAAUUGUCCUUAACUAAUGAUUCUCUUCAUAGUCUUCCUUGCAAUCUUUCACAUAAUCCUCCUUACAAAACUUCUUGCAGUCCUACUAGCGUAAUCUGUUUAGUACAAUUGCUUUUCAAAUAGUUCAAAUAUUUUCUCCAGUCCUCUAAAAAUCUCUGGUCCCGCAGGUUUCAAAUCCUUCCUGUCAGUUAGUCUUAUUCUGCAUAGUCCAUUAAUUUCAUUUGCUACUCUUCUUUCGAUGGCAAUUCUUCUUGUUUCCAUUUUUGUGCUAAUAAUAAGCUCUAUGGUUCUACGAUUCUACCUUUCUAGUAUAAUGGUCUGGCACACUGUCUAUCUGCAUAGACUGAGAGGAGGAAAACAGGGCUGCAUUGAGAGAACUGAACUUGUGAGAACUGUACUUAUUGAAGGUCUACAUCAGGGGGAACCUGCAGCCUUUCAGAUGUCCUUAGACUCUCACUCCCAUCAGCUCCAACCAGCAUAGCCAAUGGACAAGGAUGAUGGGAGUUGUAGCUUAAUAACAUCUGGAGGGCCACAUUUUUCCUACACUUGGACUAGAGUGUGCUCCUUAGCUUUUGACAUGGACUUUAGAGACAACUUCUGCAGAUUAAUUUAUGGUCUCACUGUGUUUUUCUUUUUUCUUUUCUUUUAUUGAUACAACAAAAAAGGAAAACACAGAUACAGAAUUACACACAAGAAUAACAAUGAACACAAAAUUUUCUUAACAAACAAUAAAACAUAAGUUGGUCUUAACACUAUAGACCCCACCUCCUGUCUAUUCCUUAUUUCAAUUUCAUAUUACUUAUUGCCAAUACACACUUUUAUCAUAAUUUAACUUUUUCUUAAUAUAUCUUAACUCUUAUGUCUAACUUGCAACUAUUACUGAAUUUCCUUGAAUGCUGCAAAAGAGUUUAAACUACUGCAAUUAUAUUUCAAAUAUUCUUUGAAAACCUCCCAUUUUGAAACAAACUCCUGUUUUGGUUUAUUCUUUAUUUUUUCUGAGAGAUCAGCUAAUCGUGCUUGUGUUUUUCUUUGGUUUCCAUUACGUUAAAAAAUGCAGAUGUGAAUGAUGCACCCUUCCUGGCACUAAUUUAAAUAUUGUAACUCAUUCUCAGAAAUGUGUAAUGACCUUUCCCAUUCAGAAAGGUUUUGCUAUUGGUAACAGUUCAUUGGGGGGGGGGGAUGGAUGAGAAAGGGGUGGAAGAUACUUCCUUGUUUGCUCAGUUGAUACAUCUGGCAGAUUCAGCCUAUCAUUUUCCAACCAUUUUGUAAAACGUUGUGGCUGCAGACAAAGGUCAGCAGCUAUUACUGUUAACCAUUAUAGUGAUGAGUGUGUAUUUUUAUUUGCAUGUCAUUAAAAUGGUGUUUAGAAGCAUUUACCCUAUACUAGAUGACAACGUAGCAUGACAUGCUUUAUUUCAGGGGCAUACGUGGAGCCUGGUUUGAAUUAUAAGUAAGGAUGUUAUAAAUUUCCCUCUGCAUCCAGCAUUGUUGACUCAUCUGCCCCUAGUAAAAAAUGGCAUUAUGGAAAUAGCUUGGUCAUGAUAGGCACAGAUUCCGUAAGGGAGGAAUUUCCUGUGCUCUUAAUAGGUGUGCAGAACAGAGGAUCUUGGCUAGGAAAUAAUAAUUUAAUUAUAACCACCUGGCUGGUUUUCCCCAGCCACUCUGAGAGGCUCCCAACAGAAUAUUAAAAACACCAAACAUUAAAAACUUCCCUAAACAGGGCUACCUUCAGAUGUCUUCGAAAAGUCAGAUAGUUGUUUAUUUCCUUGACAUCUGAUGGGAGGGUGUUCCGCAGGGAGGGUGCCACUACCAAGAAGGCCUUCUGCCUGGUUCCCUGUAACCUCGCUUCUCACAGUGAGGGAACCUACAGAAGGCCCUCAGAGCUGGACCUCAGUGUCCAGGAAUUUGGGGGUCUCCUGCUCAAACAGCAGCUCUCUAUCAGACAACCACCUUUGGAAGUGUGAAAAUUUUCAAAAGCAGUUCACAGUAUAGCAUGGGGUAGAGUUGGGCGAUCCCUGGUUUUCAACAUGGUGAUAUAUCGCAAUGUCUGAAAUAAGGAUGGAGCUAUGCAGAGACAUUGACAGGCCCACUGCUUUUCCCACAUUGUGAUUUUUGCCAGUGGCUGCUCCUGUGAUUCGCUCCUGCAUGAGGCAGGGGAGAGCUGAGCUGGCAGAGUUAACAAGGGCUGCAGGAAUUGAGAGAAGCAUUGGCCAGCUUCACGGUUCUCCCCACAUUGUGAUUUUUGCAUAGCACACACACGUCAUGUGUGGUCAAAAAUUAUGAAACCGAUAUCGCAAUAUGAACUUCAAACCGAUUCUGGACGAUAUAUCGAUACAGUCGAACCUUAGUUCCUGAACAGCUUAGUUGCCGAACGAAUCGGCUCCCGAACGCCGCAAACCCGGAAUUAAGUGUUCUGGUUUGCAAAUGUUUUUCCGGAAGCCAAAUGUCUGACACGGCUUCUGCUUGAGUGCAGGAAUCUCCUGCAGCCAAUCGGAAGCCACGCCUUGGUUUCUGAACGGUUUUGGGAGUCAAACGGACACCCAGAACGGAUUACGUUUGAGAACCAAAGUACCACUGUAUAUUGCCCAUCCCUAGUGGUGCAUGAGAAGAAAUGCUGUUCAGUUAAAACAGACAAAUCAAGAAAUUCACUCGACAUACCCAAGGACUCCACAGUUAGCUUUUCGGAUGCUGAUGCCUGACUGGUUAAUUUCAUCCAUCACAGAGCAACUUCAGCUUAGCCAGAGCAGAUCUUCAGUGAUGUGAAGGGUCACACAAGGCACUAACUUUUCCGCAAUUAUUAAAUGCAUUAUAUUGGGUGAAUCUAAUUAUAUCUCUAUGUCGCCCUUCUCCAACCUUGCGGCCUCUACAUGUGUUAGACCACAAUCCCCAACACUCCCAGCCAAAACAGCCAAUGGCCAGGGAUGGUGGAAAUUGUAGUCCAAACAUUUUGAGAGGCACCAUGUUUGGGAAGACGCUUAAACAUUACAUGCUUAUUCACCCUCCCCCUGGAAACAUGCUAGGAUUAGUGCAUAUGACAGUAAUGCCAUGUGUCAAACACCAAAUGUACAUAAUAUUUACUCCAGUCCAUUGGGAUAGUUCUCUUCAAAAUGUGUAGCAUUACAUAUUCUCUCUUAAGUGGCUCAUGCAGAGAUUAUUAAAGCACAAAUUAGAAAUAUACCCUUUGAAAACAUCCUCCAGAAAUAAAUUGUAUACAUGUGUAAUGUUAUAUCUAUCAUAUCAAAGUCAUAAUUUGGGAGAGGGAGGUGAGGAGGUGGGGGAACAAGAAGAGAUACAUUUAAACUAAAUUCCUGCUGUUCCAGAUUAUCUGAAAUGACCUGAGAUGUAGUUCAGAAAUGGAUUGAAUAGGAUGCUGUGUAUUUUGGCUCAGUCCUUAGAAGCAAAUGCUUCUAUAGUGGUGAAAAGCUAGAAGGGGAGAUUAAAAAAAAAUUCUGCUCUUUACCAGUUAGCCCUGCAGCAGUUUACCAUUCAACAGCAGAUAAAUAGCUCUUCUGAAUCCUGCAGGCUAGAGUGCAUUAGUUAAACAAACAGAUAAUGAAUGUGGAAGAAUUCAAUUCUAGUGUCUGGACUCCUCCUCAACACCCUGAAGACUCUAUGGAAAUAAGUAGGGAAAUUAUCCUUUAAUGUGACACUCAGAAGCGCUACCCGAAGGCAUAAUUGUCUUACCAGUGAUUCUGCUGUUGUCUUUUCAGUGUACAAAGACACCUGGAGAUGCAUAAAUACUCGUCGGUUUGAAUCCACAGCUGCCUUUCUAUUAUAAACUAGACACUCUUGCAUCAGAGUCACACCAUACAUUUAAAGCACAUGGCUUCCCACAAAGACUCUGGGGAACUGUAGUCUGUGAAGUGUGCUGGGAAUUGUAGCUCAGCGAGGAACAAACUACAGUUCCCAGAAUUCUUUGUGGGGAAACCAGCAUUUUAAAUGUGCACCGUUUGGAUGUGAUGGUGGACUUGCAAACUCGACUUUCUGAAAUUUGAGCUCUUCGUUUGAUUAUUGAUUAUUUAAAGGAUAACAUAUUUCAUUUCACUUUUCAUUUGUAGGAAGUUGGGUUAUUGAACCACUGAUCAAUCUCUACUUGAACUGAACAGAAACUCAUUGAGUCCCUUUAUUUAUCUGUUAUAGUUGAGUCUGAUCUGUACUGGUUAAACUUCCUGUUUAGAUGAUGGUAUGGCUUAAGUGGUAAAACAUUUCCCUACACUGGAACAACUUGUACCAAUUUAUUUAGGAUAAAUUUGGGGUGUUGUUUGUUUGUAUUUGUUGUGGGGCGUUGUUGCUGUUGUUGCAGAUGGUUUUUUGUAUCUUUAUUUUAGAUAUUGUGAUAUAUGUGGAAAUUGUUCAGGUUGGUUGCGUAUUUUUCGAUGUUGUAUUUAUUGUUUAUUACUACUAAGUUGUGGGACGCGGGUGGCGCUGUGGGUAAAACCUCAGCGCCUAGGGCUUGCCGAUCGCAUGGUCGGCAGUUCGAAUCCCCGCGGCGGGGUGAGCUCCCGUCUUUCGGUCCCAGCUCCUGCCCACCUAGCAGUUUGAAAGCACCCUUAAGUGCAAGUAGAUAAAUAGGGACCGCUUACUAGCGGGAAGGUAAACGGCAUUUCCAUGUGCUGCGCUGGUGCCGGCUCGCCAGAGCAGCUUCGUCACGCUGGCCACGUGACCCGGAAGUGUCUCCAGACAGCGCUGGCCCCCGGCCUCUAGAGUGAGAUGAGCACACAACCCUAGAGUCGGACACGACUGGCCCGUACGGGCAGGGGUACCUUUACUUACUACUAAGUUGUAGUCAGUGCUUUUUUUCUGGAGGGUACGCAUACCCUAAACUUUUUGUGAAUCUAAUUUUGGCCUCAUUGAGGGGCAGUAUUUCAAUAUGAGUAGGAAAAUGCAAGUACCCCUAAACAUUUUUUUAGCAAAAAAAAAAAAAAAGCACUGGUUGUAGUCAUGUAUUUUUUUAUAUUGUAAGCUGCCUCGGGCAUACUUUGAACUGUGGAAAGGUUGUAUGCAUGUAUGUAUUGAGUCCAGCUGCUUAAUUUAUUUUUAAGUUAUCUAAGGUAUCUAAGGUAUCUGGACCAAUUUGGCAAUUAUUGCCUGUGUUCUAUCAGCUAUUCAUUUUUACUGACAGGCCAGCUACUUGCUUCAGGUCUUCCAAUACUUUAUCAUUCUGACCUUUCCAGAUGACUUGCAUUAUAAAUACUUAGCUAUUACAGGAAAUUCAGGUGUCUUCCCUCAAGGAAGCAGUUGUAUUGCAAAGACGUUAUACUGGAAAUGUGGCAGAACUGAUUCAUGUAAAAUGCAGCGGUCCUGCCGUGAUGGUUUGUGAUGUUUGAAUUGUGGUGGCAUAAAUGAACUACUUAAGAGGAAUGUAAAUUUAGUGGUUAAUGUGCAUAACAACUGGACAGUAUGCACAUUCACCAGGCUUAGUCAAUAUGCAGAAUCUCCAACAGGCUGCGGGGAAAUGUCUAUCCAGGAAGCGGAGAUGCCCCCCCCCCCAAAGCUCAAACAACAGUAACAACUUUUGGGAAUAUGGCAACCCUAGAAAUGUGCAUAUAGUAACUGAACUUUGUAGUAGGCAGAGCUAAACUUUCUUGGCUGGUUAAAUCUCUCUCUCCCCCUCCACCCCUGCCACAAUUCUGAUGACUGACCUCAGGUGGGAAAACAAGUGGAAAAACUAGUGUCUACUCACAGUAAGCCUGUUCUUCCAUGCAGCAAAACUAUCUAACAAUUUUAUGAGAAUGGGACAUUGUGCCAUUUUGAGGCCUAAAACUAAUACACAAUGAAGAAUAACAUUUGGUGAGUUUUGAGAAGAAAACUGACACUUGGAGAGGUGCCUUUCUCAUCCCUGAAUAUUGCUGCUGCUUUCCAAAUACUUUUCUUCUUUAAAGAUUGCUGGUCUUGAUUGGCAUGUGUGUCUUCAAACUGUAUACAAUUCAUCCAUCCGUUGUGCAUGUAUAUUGUCCUUUUCCGUCUCUGCUAUAGCAUUUGGGGUGUGUGGGUGGGUGUACACACACACACACACACACACACACACACACACCCAAAUAAACCAAAUAAUAGGUGCAAUGGAAAUAUCUUUCCUGGCCUUAGUAUGGUGAUUCCAGGUGCCCCCCCCCCAUUCUACCUUUCUUUCAGGCAAUUAUGCAACUUCUUGCUGCUGCUUUGUGAAGCCUUCAGCUUAUCAGUGAUGCUCCUGGUGGAGAGCCAUAAUUAAACAUCCCUAAAGGGAUUUCUUUCAGAUAUUCAAAACAUUCAGCCUAGGAUAGCAGCUCCCAUGGAGUUACACUGGGUUGUUUUCAUGCUUUCUGUCAAAAUGUGCUUUUUGAAAAAUAUAAAGCAGUUAUUUAGCUGUUUCGUACAGAGUCUGGUAGUAGCAACGACACUACAUUAUUCCAGAGAUGAUCACGGCAACUGUGUGAUCAUAUGAAAGACAAGCAGCUCCAUAGAUAAGGCUGCAUGUUUAUUUUAACAAAAAUUAAAAAAUAAAAAACCCAACCCCCAACAUGACAGAUCUGAUUAAAACAAAAGUGGUUACCUCCGGAGACUCACCCUGACUUUGUUUUCCCUUCAGGAAUAUGAUUGUCACCAUUACUGCCUUGUGACAAAUUGCAGUGUCGAUUUAUGAAACAGCAAGUUUCUGCUUCCUUCCUUAAUUCUAGGUACCUUUGUUCUAGUCACUAUUAUUAACUAAAUCAUUUGCUAAACUUAGCCAAGUCACUUUCCUUUACUGUAUGUCCUUGAGUAACUUCAGCAGUAAACUGUGAAUUGUAGUCCUUUUCAUUUCUCCUUAGAUCUAUGCAUGAAAAGAAUGAUAGGAAGAGCUGUGCUCUGUUCCACUUUCAAAUUUCAAUUUCAUAAAUGUCUGCCAGCUUUACUCCCUUAACAACCUUUCCUUGACAUUUUUUUGGUAGGUGAAUUGGGGGCAGAUUCCUCCUAAGAAAUUUCUGAGAUCUAGGAGCCAUCUUUUCUCAAAUGUUGUUUUGACUAAGAGAUGAGGAAAAAAUAUAUUUCUUCUGGCACCUGCACUUUUCCAUGGAAAGGCUAAUCUGGAAUGAAAUUCUGUUGGAUUCAUCAAUAUUCAUUGGAUAUUUACUUCUGCCAAAGGCAUUUGUUGGAUUUAUUGAUUUAAUAAAUGCUAUUAAUGACCAAGUGAAGCACGUAGGCUCCUGAGAAUCAUCCAUUUUUAUAUAGACACCUACUCAUGAAUGGGUCCAGAUAUUAGUCCCGUUCAAACAGUUAAUGGCUAAACAUCUUUUGUUUCUGUCUUUUAAAGAUCCUGCUUAUAUAGUGAGACUCUAGGUUUAUAAUCAGUCUCUCUCUCUCUCUCUCUCUCUCUCUCUCUCUCUCUCUCUUAUUAUACACCACCAUACCCAACAUUUCUCUGAUGAAAACAGGGAUGUCCUAUUCUGCUUCAUUGACUACACAAAAGCCUUUGACUGUGUCGACCACAGCGAACUACGGGCAAGUUCUUAAAGAAAUGGGAGUGCCUGAUCACCUCAUCUGUCUCCUGAGAAAUCUCUAUGCGGGACAAGAAGCUACAGUUAGAACUGGAUAUGGAACAACUGAUUGGUUCAAAAGUGGUAAAGGAGUAUGACAAGGCUGUAUAUUUUCUCCCUGCUUAUUUAACUUAUAUGCAGAAAUCAUCAUGCAAAAGGCUGGACUGAAUGAAUCCCAAGCUGGAAUUAAGAUUGCCGGAAGAAAUAUCAACAACCUCAGAUAUGCAGAUGACACAACCUUGAUGGCAGAAAGUGAGGAGGAUUUGAAGAACCCUUUAAUGAGGGUGAAAGAGGAGAGCGCAAAAUAUGGUCUGAAGCUCAACAUCAAAAAAAUGAAGAUCAUGGCCACUGGUCCCAUCGCCUCCUGGCAAAUAGAAGGGGAAGAAAUGGAGGCAGUGAGAGAUUUUACUUUCUUGGGUUCCAUGAUCACUGCAGAUGGUGACAGUAGUCAUGAAAUUAAAAGGCGCCUGCUUCUUGGGAGGAAAGCAAUGACAAACCUACACAGCAUCUUUAAAAACAGAGACAUCACCUUGCCGACAAAGGUCCAUAUAGUUAAAGCUAUGGUUUUCCUAGUAGUGAUGUAUGGAAGUGCGAGCCAGACCAUAAAGAAGGCUGAUCGCCGAAGAAUUGAUGCUUUUGAAUUAUGGUGCUGGAGGAGAAUCUUGAGAGUCCCUUGGAAGAAGAUCAAACCUACCCAUUCUGAAGGAAAUCAGCCCUGAGUGCUCACUGGAAGGACAGAUCGUGAAGCUGAGGCUCCAAUACUUUGGCCACCUCAUGAGAAGAGAAGAGUCCCUGGGAAAGACCCUGAUGUUGGGAAAGAUGGAGGGCGCAAGGAGAAGGGGACGACAGAGGACGAGAUGAUUGGACAGUGUUCUCGAAGCUACUAACAUGAGUUUGACCAAACUACGGGAGGCAGUGGAAGACAGAAGUGCCUGGCGUGCUCUGGUCCAUGGGGUCACGAAGAGUCGGACACGACUAAACAACAACAUUCCAUAAUAAUAAUAACAAUUUUAUUAUUUAUACCCCACCCAUCUGACUGGGCUGCCCCAGCCACUCUGGGCAGCUUCUGACAUAUAUAAAAACAUUAUGAAACAUUAAACAUUAAAUAAUUUUCCUAUAUAAGGCUGCCUUUAGAUGUCUUCUAAAGGUUGUAUAAUUACUUCUCUCCUUGGCUUGGGAGUUGCAUAACUCCAUACCCUCUAACAUUUCUCUGCUCAAACUAGGGACGUCCUAAGGAAAAAUGGGACAUUCUGGGAUCAAAUCAGAAACUGGGACAGCUUCUAUAAAUCCAGGACUGUCCUUGGAAAAUAGGGGCACUUGGAGGAUUGGUGUGUGUGCCAGUCCACUGCCUCACCCCAUGUACUAGAUCUGUGGCAAGUGACCCUUGAAAUGGUCCUUCAUUGUACAUAAUAAUAAGGCUUGGUUUUUACGAAAUAGCUGUAAUGGGAUCCUAGGAGCUGUCAAAACCAUAAUCAUUUAAUGCACAACUUGUUGCUUGUUACCAUCUGCGUAAACGCCUUUCGCUUCCAUGAGCCUCACUGCCCAUUUUCUCUCGAACAUCAGCUUCCGUGUUUAGUAGUGCCUUAUUGAAAGUCGGGGAAGCUGGCAGCUUCCUUAGAGCUCUCUGUGUACAGAAACUCAUAAAGAGAAUGAAUUAUGGAUAGUGACACCCUUGCAGAAUACAAAGAGAUCAGAAGAGGAAGGGAAAGAACAGGGCCGGAGAAGAUGGCAGCAGGAGGCAUGUAGACCCAGCCGCGAAGAAAGGAAAGGUGAUAAACGAUGCAUGGUUUUAAGGUCUGAGUGACAGCGCUAUGCUACGUUCAAGCAUAUCACAGGAAGAAAUGUAGUCUGCAGUUGAUUUUUGCAGGGGAGUAUCUUGACGUAAACAUUGCUGUGAACCUUGACGCCUAUCCUUUCCAUUGGUGAUAUUUGUUGAUUGUUUAAACCUUGCUUGACUUUGAAAAUGAAUAUAACGUGUUGUUGAAGUUUCUGGUGCGUUAUUCAGUUACUGGUAGCGCUCACCAUAACGAACGUUUUAUAAAGGCUGCAAUAUUCAAGUUCCAGUUGCAGCAGUGCAGAUGGCUUGUCUGAGGUCUUGUCCUGGUGCUUCAGAUAAGAAGCUGCUUCCCAUGCAGAAAUGCUUGAGCUUCAACCCGCCCCCUCCCCCCAGAGCCCAUUCUUAAUGCUAAUAGUUUCUUGGGUACGAUAAUGUGCACACUAAUGACCUACAGCAAAAGACUACGGCUUUAAAUGGCUGAACAAAAAUUUUAGCUUGGCUUUCAGACAGUGUGAUUUCGCCGGAGGGUAUUUUUCUAAUGAACAAGCCAAACAAAUUGCUAUUCAGACAGAGUAGCAAGAGGUCGCAAAAUGCGGUGCUCUUGCUUGAAAAUCUGAGAGGAGCUCUGGCAGUAACAGAAGCAGCAAAGGUGGCGGCAGAGGUGUUUGUGUGCGUGUCCUGUCACUGCCCAAUUGGGCACAGCUUAAAAUAUGGAAAUAAUCUGUUGAGUGACCCCAUGUGGACUUAUAGGCAGGCUGAUGUACAUAGGAGUGUAAAAUCAGUGUAGGAUGUGGCAAGAAUGCAGAAUUCAGCCACCAGAGUAUCUCAGCUAGCUCUCUCUCUCUCUCUCUCUCUCUCUAAAUCAUGCUUCUAUGUAGCUCUGAAGAUUUCCUCAAAAGGAACCUCAGGUGUUAGUGGCAAUAUGGUUUCUAGUGGUUUAGGUCCUUCAUAGUCACCCUGGGAAUUUAUUGGAAGCGUGGGUAUAAAUUCCGAAUAAUAAUCUCCCUAUAAUGGAUGCUUCAGCCUUCCUCCGAGUGGGCGGCUGUUGCAGAUACUGGCGCUCGCUUGCCAUCCCCAGGCAACUGGAACGGAAUGCACAUGACCAGCUGGCCACUGGGGGAAUUCCCCCUGGCUGCCUGGGUAGCUGGCCGAAGUUCCCCUGCCAGCUGUUGGAUUACAAAUUGGCCAGUGAGUGGCCUCUUCCAGGAGGUGUGCCUUACCAGCUGAAAGGGCAUUGGCUCCUCAUAUGCCCAGGCAGCCAGCAAGGUAUAAAUUCCUAAUGAUAAUCUCCCUUUAAUAUAUCUAUGCUAGUCCAUCAUUGCAUAGCUCCUUUUGGAGGAUUUCUAGCACCAUGUUGCAAUUCCGGAUUUGCAUAAAGUCAGAGUUCUGGCCCCAUCGGAAGGGAAAGGGUGUGAAGGUGAAAAUGGAGAACUGCAGUUUUAAAAGAGUAUAUAUUUAAAGCAGAUGGAUAAAUGAGUAAAUCAAGUUAAUUUGGAAUAUGCGGGGGGGGGGGGUUUAAAAAAAUUAAGGAACCACAGAAUAAGGGAGAAGGAAGUCGAGUUUUGAAAUGUUCAAAUGAUUGUAAAAUUACUGAAAUGUAUAAAACUGAAAAUCAUUAACAGUAGCAGCAGCAGCAACAACAACAACAAACCUUUUAGUCCUAAAAAGAAAAGAAGAGAGAGAGAGAGAGAGAGAGAGAGAGAGAGAGAGAGAAAGAAAGAAAGAAAGAAGUGCAAAGAGGGUUGCAAGAAGCAGGUCCUUUUUUCAGCCAGAACUCACUAGAAUGCCAUUCCAGCACCUCUCCAGUGGGUGCCAUUGCCAUUACAGUGGUACCUUGGGUUACAUACGCUUCAGGUUACAGACUCCGCUAACCCAGAAAUAGUACCUCAGGUUAAGAACUUUGCUUCAGGAUGAGAACAGAAAUCAUGCGGCGGCAGUGGGAGGCCCCAUUAGCUAAAAGUGGUGCUUCAGGUUAAGAACAGUUUCAGGUUAAGAACGGACCUUUGGAAUGAAUUAAGUACUUAACCUGAGGUACCACUGUAUAAGAGAACAAGGGAGGCAUUCAUGGUGAGUUAUGGCACCUUUUGUCCUAGGAAAAAAAUAGCCCAGGAGAAGGAAUGAGUAGAAGUCAUGAAAAGAGGUGAAGGAGAAAGUGGGCUUCAGAAGAGAAGGGGAUGGUGGCUUCAUAACUGGACGGAAUGUGAAAAGGGUGCCUAGUAGUUGCUGUGGGGAAGGGGGGAGGGAAGGAUGCAGGGAUUUGCCAUGAUGGUUGUCUGUAUGCAAGAGGUGCUGCAGAAUAGGAAGUGAGAGAAGAGGGCAUCAGCAUGGGGGUGAAGGUGAAAACGGGUGCAAAAUGGUUCUGCAGAACAGAACAGGGAAGCUGGGGUGAUUUCUUGAAACAGAAUGUCUUGUAGCUGGUGCAGUUGCAAGUUGGUGGCUGACUGAACAGGGGGGCAGAGCCCCACAAGUAAUAACAAUAUUAAUACUAGCACUAACAUCUUUCAUUGCAGCUGGUGAUGUGAUUUUCUCCAUUUCUAAGCUUUCUGGUCACUUUGAAGAGCUGCAAGUGAAGAGCAGUGGGGAAAAUUCGCAUGUGCCUUUCAGUUGACACGACCUACCUUUGUCUUUAGAUCUGCAGAGAAUUAAAAUAGAGCUUGAGCUAAGGUUCACUGUGUAAGGUUUAUACUUCCGUUGUUGUGUAUUUCCAAAAUGCUUCCAAGAUUUAUUUUAAAAUCAACAAUGAGGAGGGGAGGGCAGUUCCCUGUACAGAGCAAGUAAAUGAUGGAGAAUAAAUUAAAUUCCUCCUUAAAAUAGAGGUGCUGUGAUAGCUGCAAUGCACCUUGAGUGAAAAUCAAGAAGGGUGUUCUCCAGGGACAAAUGAAAACAAAUCUAGUUUCAGGCAAUAAAAAUAAACAAAGGGAAGUCCUAAACUCUUACCCAGGCACGCUAUGUGGUCUAACAUCAUCUUGUAAAUUGUGCAACGUAGGAAACUCGGCUAAAGCAUCCAUGAGAGAUGGUCAUCCAACCUCUGCUUAGAAAUCUCCAAGGAAGGGGAGUCAGCAGCCUUCCGAGGGAGAUCCAUCUUCCAUGUACAGUGGUACCUCGGGUUACAGACGCUUCAGGUUACAGACGCUACAGGUUACAGACUCCACUAACCCGGAAGUAGUGCCUCAGUUUAAGAACCUUGCUUCAGGAUGAGAACAGAAAUCGUGCGGCGGCAGCGGGAGGCCCCAUUAGUUAAAGUGGUACCUCAGGUUAAGAAGAGUUUCAGGUUAAGAACAGACCUCCAGAAUGAAUUAAGUUCUUAACCCGAGGUACCACUGUACAGUCAUACCUCCGUGAAUGUCCACCCCCUUGAUCGUCCAUUUUGGCGGACGUCCGCGGCAAACCCAAAAGUACCGGAACAUGUAGUAGUAGUAGUAGUAGUAGUAAUAAUAAUAAUAAUAAUAAUAAUAAUAAUAAUUUAUUAUUUAUACCCCGCCCAUCUGGCCGGGCUUCCCCAGCCACUCUGGGCGGUUUCCAAAAAAUAUUAAAAUACUGUAAUACAUCAAACAUUAAAAGGUUACUUCAGGGUUUGCCGCUUCGCGCAUUUGCAGAAGCGCAAAACCACUCCACAUGCAUGCGUAGAGCGAUGCUCUGUUGAGCGUCCGGGGCUCUGGAACAGAUCCCGGAUGCUCGACAAGGUACCACUGUAUUAUAAAAAGUAAACACUUAUUUGACCCCAGUUAUUUGACACAGAGGGGGAAACCUGCAGAUACAGUCCAAAAGGUGCACAGGGAGUUCUGUAUAUAUGGGAGAAUUCUAAAAAGCAAGUGGUCUUCACUGACCUGGUGCAAUAAGAUCUUGUCAUCCAGAGGAGCCCUGGCUGCCUAGAUAAAAUACUAUAGCCGCCCACGUGCUUUAUUUUAUUCAUUUAUUUAGUUUAAAAUUAUUUUUUUCUUCACUUCUCACAUCCCUCUGUGGCCCCCUAGCCUUGUGCUGUUGUUGUUGUUGUGCCCUCAAUCUUUCCCAACAUCAGGGUCUUUUCCAGGGACGCCUUGUGUUAUGACCCCCCCCCCCCAUUUAUGCAUUUUUCACCUGUGGCCCCCUUGGAAUAUUGGGAAACACUGCUUUACCUUUAUAGCAGUGUUUCCCAAUAAAGGUAAGGGUAAAGGUACCCCUAAAGCAAUGACAAACCUAGACAGGAUUUUAAAAAGCAGAGACAUCACCUUGCCAACAAAGGUCCGUAUAGUUAAAGCUAUGGUUUUCCCAGUGGUGAUGUAUGGCAGUGAGAGCUGGACCAUAAAGAAGGCUGAUCGCCAAAGAAUUGAUGCUCUUGAAUUAUGGUGCUGGAGGAGACUCUUGAGAGUGCCAUGGACCGGAAGAAGAUCAAACCUAUCCAUUCUGAAGGAAAUCAGCCCUGAGUGCUCACUGGAAGGACAGAUCCUGAAGCUGAGGCUCCAAUACUUUGGCCACCUCAUGAGAAGAGAAGGAUGAGGAGAUUUCACCCCUCCCAUAUCCAAGAAUCUUCUGAGGAGUCUGCUGAUUCUCCAGAGAGGAGGAGGCGUGUUCUGCUCUCUACUUAUUCUGCUCCAGCACAGAGUCAGUCAGUCAGUCAGUGUCGGAGAGAGAGAGAGAGAGAGACUGAGUGUUAGAGAUUGUGUGUAAAGAUAAGGUUGCUGCUAAGAGCAGCUGCAGACACUCAGUGCAGUGCAGCAUUCAUUUAUGCUUAGACCUAUUUAGCUCUGUAUAUAGUUGUAUAAUAGUUGUGGAUAGAAUAAAGAAGAUAUUCUACAGAGCUGCUCUCCGAGUUGUUUAUAUACUCUCCUGUACUCUGCUGUGCGACGACUGUCUUCUUGUUGGAGUGAAUCCGGUGCUCACAACUCUAAGCUGUGAGUCCACAGCACUUUGACCUGUUCCUGUGCAGAAGGUGGUCUCUGGAAGUGCUACCCAGCUCGCCUAGCCCAGUCGGGGCUGAAGUGGAUGAGUCCAGUUGGUGGCACUGGCUCAAGGGCGAUGCUGACAAAGACUCCCUGGAAAAGACCCUGAUGUUGGGAAAGAUUGAUGGCACAAGGAGAAGGGGACGACAGAGGACGAGAUGGUUGGACAGUGUUCUCGAAGCUACCAGCAUGAGUUUGACCAAACUGCGGGAGGCAGUGGAAGACAGGAGUGCCUGACUUGCUCUGGUCCAUGGGGUCAUGAAGAGUCGGACACAACUAAACGACUAAACAGCAACAUUCCAUAAUAAUAAUAACAACAACAACAAUUUUAUUAUUUAUAUAUUAUUUCUAUAUUUCAGCACAUAAAUGUUGAAUGCUUUACCAUUCCAAAACUUAGCCAACAAAUAUUUUGAAAACUGGUUUGUUUGUUUGUUUGUUUUAAAAAUCUGACAUUCUAUUAAAUUGCACUGAGAUUUCAACAAAGGCUUUAAAACCAAUGAAUGGGUUGUGUUUUGUGAUCCUGCCUAUACAUCAGCAUUUGUUUUUGUGGCGCAGUUUUGAUCCAUGGCUAAUUUCCAACAUGCUCAGGGAAAAUGCCAAUUAACUUGCUUAAUUGCUUCUAUUACACCAUAGACAUUUGAUUCAUUCAGCACUUUCUUCUUGGCCUCCAAUUUAUCAGCGCUGAUUUUCAGAGUUAGUACUAAUUUGUGGCUGUGCUUAUGAUGAACCAGAACCUCAAGUCUUCUCUGAAACAGUGCUGUUACACAGCUCAGAAGUUAACACCGCAAAACUAUAAGAACAUGCCUUAUCUGCUUGAGAUUCCAACAUCAGACUUGCUGAGGAAGAGCUACAGAAAAGCUAUUAUAAUCUGCUGCCCCCGUUAUUGCAAAAUAAAGUAAACAGAAGAAGACAAGUCAAUUGCUAUGGAGUAAAGGAACGUAACGAUAGCUGAUACAUCAAAGUGCAACUUUUAUGAAUGGACUGAGCUCCUGGUGGCAAUUGUACCUUGAAGCCUGAAUCUAGGCAGAAUAUUCAUUUGGAGUCCUUAUAAGGAAAGAUUUAGAAAUGAACCUGUACCCCGUUGCUAUGAUAAAAGACCUCAACCUCACUUUGCACUGUUUCAUUAUUCUUUUCAAAUACAAACACUCUGUUUCCACUGAAGUGAGAGGAUUUAUGAACCCAUAAACCUCUUGAUGAGAAGCAGAGAGAGAAGAUUGAUUUCUACCAGUAAUAGGCCUUACGGGUUACAUAACAAAACAACGAAAACAAAAACAAACCAAUAACCAAUAUUCUUUAUUAAAUAUCUAGCCCAUACUGCCUCAUAAAGGAACCCAGGGCAGCGAAAAACAAAGCAAAAGCAAUAACACAGCAAAAGACCCUUAAACACAUUAAGAACAUUUAAAAAUGUCUGAAAACAUUUAAAAACAAGGACAUACAUUCACAACUAAGAAUGUCAAGGUUGCCAGCAACAACCUUGGUGAACAGGAAUGUUUUGAAAAUCCUCCUAAAUGUUAAUAAUGAACCCACCUCACCAGUGAGGGUGUUCUGCUGCCAUGGAGAUGCUACUGAGAAGGCUCUGUCACAGGUCCUGCCAAGGGUUCAGCACCUAGUAGGCAGCACCCAUGUUAAUGGGAGACAAACAUGGAAAUGAACAGGAGGCUUUGAAUUAAAUUUCUUUGGCAACGUGAUUUAAUUCCACAUCUUUCAGAGCAUUUUUGGUUUUGUUCGUAAGCAUGAUUACUUAAUUGGAGACAGACCCCCCCCAUAUAAUGACUUGCAUACACAAACAGUGCUCGUUUCAGCGGCCUAGGACCCACGUACCUAUGGGACCGCCUCUCCUGGUAUGCCCUGCGGAGGACCUUAAGGUCCACAAAUGACAACACUUUGGAGGUCCCAAGUCGCAAGGUGGUUAGAUUGGUCUCAACUAGGACCAGGGCCUUUUCAGUACUGGCCCCAAGUGGUGGAACGCUGUCACAAGAGACUAGGGCCCUGCGGGACUUCACAUCUUUCCGCAGGGCCUGCAAGACAGAGCUGUUCCGCCUGGCCUUUGGUUUGGACUCAGUCUGACCCUUACGUUUCCCUCCCCUUAUGGUUUUGAUCUAUGGGCUGCUUUUAAAAUGAGGCUGCAUUUUAAUUUGCAUUUUAACCUGUAUUUUAAAUUGUCCCCCCCCCCGUAAUGUUUUUCCUGUAAUUUUACUGGUGUUAGCCGCCCUGAGCCUGGCUCUGGCCGGGGAGGGCGGGGUAUAAAUAAAAUUUAUUAUUAUUAUUAUUAUUAUUAUUAUUAUUAUUAUUAUUAACCUCCAAGGAAGGAGAGUCCAUCACUUUCUGAGGGAGUCCAUUCCACUGUCGUUUCGUUUUCUGAGAACAGCAGAUAUGAUGGCGUGAAUCGGAAAUCAGUAAUCUUCCUUAGAAGCAUGUGCUUGAAAGAUAAUGGCAACCUGUUUGAACAAGUAUCAAAAUCCAUAUAAUAUCCAAAGUGUUACACACCAAAAUUACACUGAUUGCAGACUUGCAUGAUCAAGUGCUCCAAAGCAAUGCUGAAAGGAUUAUAUUAGAUGAGAAGGGGAGAGACAGAGAGACAGAGAGAGCGCAGUGCAAAGGUUUUGAUAACCAUACAGAAUGGAAUGUGAAACACUUGCCUGAAGUGUCUGCUUAUUUUACUAUAAAUAACAGCAGCUUCAGCACAGUGCAGCAAAAUGCUUAGAGAAAACUGAAAGGAUAAGCAAGGGUGGCAGCCGGAAGGCAGGAAACAUAAUCUCCAGUUUGGAAAAGGUUCAAGGUCAUGCAUCUACCAGUUCACCAUCAUCACCCCACAUUUCAUUGGCAAAGUUUGUAUAGGGCAGGGGUAGUCAACCUUUUUAUACCUACCGCCCACUAAUGCAUCUUUCUUGAUGGUAAAAUUUCCUUACCACCCACCAGUGCUCAAUGGAAGGAGGAUUCAGUUUUUGAUGUAGAACCCCCUACCGCCCACCUAGAACCCUGAAAUGCCCACAAGUGGGCAGCAAGGACCAGGUUGACAACCCCUGAUCUAGUGAGUCUGUAAUUGAAUUGGCCUCUAUAGAGGUUUGACAAGAUGUAGACUCCAUUGAUGUCCAUAGUUUACAUAGGGUUACCUUCAAACCUUUAACUGUUAACCAGAGAUGAUGUCAGUGCAGAAGAGAUAAAGUUGUGCACCUGGGGCUUUCUGCCAGCUGGGUCAUUCAUGCAAGCUGAGAGAUAGACAAAUCCCAAGCAAGUCAGCUAGAAGCUGCUUCCGGGGGAAAUGCUCAGUGCCUUCUGCUUACAUUUGGGCUUCCAGUGGUGGCAGACAACUUUCUGAAUGGGUGGGGAUAUGUUUUGGGGGUGGCGGGAACACCUCUCAUUUCCCCAAGUAAACAUGCACUAGUGGCCUUAAGAUAAGCCACUAUUUCUCAACCUCACCUGAGGUGUAAAGGAAUGAUCAUACUGAUGAAGUAAUUUGUAGGAUUGUUGUAACUAAAAAUAUGCUUUAAUGUAUAUUUUUUUUUAUUAAAUUUGCGAUCCCUGAGCCAAGGAGAUAAGUAACUAUACAACCUUUAGAAGAGAUCUGAAGGCAGCCUUGUAUAGGGAAGUUUUUAAAUGUUUUAUUAUGUUUUUAUAAAUGUUGGAAGCUACCUCGUCAGACAGGCAGGAUAUGGUGGUGGUGGUGGUGGUGAUGAUGAUGGAAUAGGACGUCCCUAUUUUCAUCAGAGAAAUGUUGCCGGGUAUGUAACAAAAUAGUUGCAUGUGUCUUUCCCCCCACAAGGAUUUGAAGUGAGACAUGGCAUUUCUCUCAGGGCUGAGAUGAAGUGUGGGUCUGGGUAUGAGGGCAGAGCGGCAGCGGUGGUGGGGACUCUUCCAACUUUACUAUGAACCAGAUCUGAAACUAGAGCUUGGUGUAGAUUUUGCAAGAUUGGAUGGUAUGGUAUAGGUAGGCUGGGGUGGAUCUACACACGGGGGGGGGGGGGCGCUAUAAAUAAAUCAGAAAUUAGAUCGUUAUAACAAAAGAGAAAAAAAACCCUAUCUAAAACUGUGUAGAAAGGUUUUCUGCUCUACAGCACCAUCUGGUGUUGCAUGUUUAUAACCCAUUCAAAACACUGUUUGUUUUUAUUGAUGUAACUGAGUUCCUAGACUGUUUCUCAUUCUGUUUUUAUUGUGAACAGUUGUUGCACCCAUUAGCUACAGGUGGAAACAAACUUGAGAUUAUCCUACACUCUCUCAUGUAGCUAUACACCGGAGCUAUUCCCUCCCCACUAUUUACUUCUGGAUCAGCUCCCCCCCCCCCCCAUGCAAGAUUAAACCUUGUAGAAUGUACCUCUGUUCACCGCUACCAUUUGCAGAUUUCCCUGCUUUUAUUUAAUCACCAACCAAAUGAUCUUUGUAAAAGUUCACAGAAGCUCAGUCACUAAGAAGAUGUUCUGAGGCUUUAUUAUUCUACUGGUUAUUGAAGUUUUCCCAUUUCUUUUAUAUAUGCAUGUAGCGCCUGGGAACUAUUGCCAAUGGGUCUCCUUAGUAAAUAAAUUAUUGUGAUUAUUGACUUGCGAGUGAGAAAUGCUGGCUGAAUUUUUAUUGAUGGAAUAUUCAUGGUAGGUGGCAAUUUUAGCACAGUUUGUGACUGGAAUACAAAUCAGAGCAUUAGCAUCCCAUGCUCACUUCUGCCAGAAACCUCCUUCACAAACAAGCCUGGGUUUAAACGGCAGUUUGAUGCUUCUAGGCGGGUGGAGGAUGAUGGUUUUAUUAUGCUGUUUAAAGUAAUAUGUUCAUCAACUCCACCUCCCCACCAAAUCUCCCUAAACAACCGUUCUUCUAGAUUUCUUAUGCAGAUGGCAGCAAGAGAUGAUAAGACAUGUGGCCAUUGUGUGUGUGCAGGGGGGUAUUUUUCAAUUUGCUGUACAAAACAGAAUGUGCGCAUGCAGCAAACUGGUUCUGAGCAUUGACCUGUCACAAACUGAAAGUGCCAGUAUUUCUGUGAUGACUAUUAGGGAUUUUCUCAUGGAGAUUGUGGGCAUGCUAGCUAUUUGUAUCGGUUCAGUAUACCUGAAGGAGUGUCUUUACCCCCAUUGUUCUGCCCAGACACUGAGGUCCAGUGCUGAGGGCCUUCAGGCAGUUCCCUGCGAGAAGCCAAGUUACAGGGAACCAGGCAGAGGGCCUUCUCGGUAGUGGCACCUGCCCUGUGGAAUGCCCUCCCACCAGAUGUCAAAGAGAAAACCAACUACCAGACUUUUAGAAGACAUCUGAAGGCAGCCCUGUUUAGGGAAGCUUUUAAUUUUAAUAGGUCAUUGUAUUUUAGUGUUUUGUUGGAAGCCACCAAGAGUGGCUGGGGAAACCCAGCCAGAUGGGUGGGGUAUAAAUAAUAAAUUAGUAGUAGUAGCAGUAGUAGUAGUAGUAUUCACUGCAUACUGAUGUGCAUGAUGCCCUAUGUAUUUUUCAGGUCAUGCAUGGGGGAUGUAACAGUUGAUGGACUGAAUAAAUCCCGUCCCCUCAACAGUCUUAAGAAGUGGCUGAGAGUGCUUCAUCAUCCUGGAUAUUGACCAUAUUGGAGGUAGGGGUGGGCAUUAAAGUCCAAAGAAUCUGGAGGGGAAGACCACCUUACAGCUAUAACUCAAGUAUAGCUUAAAUUGCAGGAGGCCAACUUUUCAAGUCCGCAGAACCGGAUUAUCCUUGGCCAUGAUGCUCAGAAACAAGACACCAGUUCUGAUCUCCUUGGCCAGGCAUCUCCAGGCUCAUUGGCUUAAGAAUCCAGCAUCACUGCCAACCAUUCUAUUGUACUUCUUCAGCACUCCUCCCACUGUUGAAAUGGAGAGAGGAUGGUGAUGACGACGACAACGACAACAACAACAGCGUAUUAUUUAUAUGCCACCAAUAUGACUGGGUUGCCCCAGCCACUCUGCUUCUAACAAAUUAAAACAUCAAACAUGGGGUCAGGAUGCUGCCAGGGCUCCCAGCUGGUUGCCCAGGAAAGUACAAAGACAAGGGAAAGUUUCUUACCGUCCUUUUUUAUUUCAAACUUUACAGAGAGAGGUUAUAGAACCCAGCCUCUUGGAUAAUGGAGUUGUCCCGAGUGAAUCCCAACACCCCAUCACUCCCACGUCCUCAUUUGCCAUCCUCAUCACCUCCUCUAUGGGUGUUGCUAUGUGCCCUCUGUCUUUGAGCUCUUUGCUCACCCACUUUCAAGGCUCGCCGGGUUCUGGGAGAUGGAAGGUCUGGAAUGCUUUCUAAUGACAACGUGUCAGCCUGGUGUUGCUCUGGCUCUCCCACGAUUUCCCAACUUCCCCCCUCAUCUGCCUCUGAGCUGCCACUUCCCUCAAAUCCCUAUUGUAAAUCUAUACUGUCUUCCUUCUCCUCCUCCCUGGAAGGGUCAGGAUGGGGGAGGUGGUCUCCACCAUUCCUCCUCUGCCCAGUCCCUGACACACAGGAAAACAUCAAAUGUUAGAAAACUUCCCUUCAGACGACUUCUAAAAGUCGUAUAGUUAUUUAUUUGUUUGACAUCUGUGGAGAGGAUGUUCCACAGGGAUGACACAAUUACCGAGAAGGCCCUCUGCUUGGUUCCCUGUAACCUCACUUCUCUCAAUGAGGGAACUGCCAGAAUUUUAUUAUUUAUACCCCGCCCAUCUGGCUGAGUUGCCCCAACCACUCUGGGCAGCUUCCAAUAUAUAUAUAUAAACAUAAUAAAACAUGAAACAUUAAAAACUUCCCAAUUCAGGGCUGCCUUCAGACCCUCUGCCUGGUUCCCUGUAACUUCAGUUCUCUCAGUGAGGGAACCACCAGAAGGGCAUUGGAGCUGGGCCUCCCAUCCCCUCCAACAUUUCUCUGAUGAAAAUAGGGACACUGUAUUCCAUAAUUUUACUCUUUAUACCCCACACAUCUUACUGGGUUGCCCCAGCCACUCUGGGCAGCUUCAUACACACACACACACACACACACACGCACACACACACACACUUAAUAAAACAUUAAGCAGUAAAAAAAAACCUUCCCCUUACAGGAUUGCAUUCAGACAGCUGGGGUGUCAGAUAACUUCAUACCCUCCAACAUUUCUCCAAUGAAAAUAGGGACAUCCUAAGGAAAAGUGGGACAUUCAGGGAUCAAAUCAGAAACUGUGAUGGCUUCUCUGAAUCAAGGACAUCCCUGGAAAAUAGGGACACUUGGAGGGUCUGACCUCAAUGUCCAGGCUGAACAAUGGGGGUUGAGAUGAUCCUUUAGGUGUACAGGGCCAACACCAUUUAGGGCUUUAAAGGUCAGCACCAGCACUUUGAAUUGUGCUCAUUUAGCACCAGUGUUAUAUGGUCUCUGCGGCCGCUCCCAAUCACCAGGCUAGCUGCUGCAUUCUGGAUUAGAUGUAGUUUCCGAGUCACCUUCAAAGGUAGCCCCACCCAGAGUGCAUUGCAGUAGUCCAAGCAGGAGAUAACCAGAGCAUGCACCACUCAGGUGAGACAGUCUACAGACAAGUAGGGUCUCAGCCAGAGUACCAGAUGGAGAUGGCAGAUAGCUGCCCUGGACACAGCUGCAGAGCCGUCUUUCCCAUCAGGCUUAGUGGUGCGUUGCGCCAGAGUGCCGGCCUCUCAGGGGUGCCCCAGCAAGUGGGGGAGCUGCUUGGCUUUGCCAGUGGCCUCCCCUUUCCAUGCAGGCCCGCCAGCUGCGCCCCGCCAAGCAUAUGGCUGGUGGGUGUGCAGCUUGCCCCCCAAACCUCCGCAGGAGGAGAGUGAUCCCUGCAGAAGCUUAGGAUGGAAGCUGCGCCCUGCCAACUAUAUGGCUGGCAGGCACGUGGCUUCCCUCCCAAGCCUCUGCGGGGAUUGCUCUCCCACAAUGGCAUGGGGGAGAGUUGUGCCCACCCCCCAUGGCUGGCAGUGUGCAGCUUCUGUUAGAAUUCCUGCUUCGUGACUGCAGUCAUGGGAUUGUUGUCUUUGACGUGACGGUAUAUGUUUUGACUCCACAGAAUGGGAAGUGACAGAGACAGGAUGUUUGUGUUACUGUGUUCCGUGAAGUGGGACUGUUAUCCUUUGUUCUUUUUCGCUUUGCUGUCUGAUGCUAGAGAGAGAGAGGGAGCCAUGUUGCAGUGCUCCGUGUGUAUUUAUAUGUAAAUAAAAUAGAUUAGCCAAAAUGCUGAGUUCUGUCACGCGAACUGCGCAGACUCCACAGAUCCCUAAGUGUGCCGGUGUCGGUUGGCAUCGGUUUUUGUGAUAUUCGGGCUGAAGAAAGCUUUUGAAGCUCCCGAACAAUCGACCAGGAGGGAGAGAACAUGCCAGUUGGGCAUGUGUCUCUGCCAGGGUCCUACUCAAGUGUAGGCUGAGCUCCUGACAGCUUCGCCUCCCCAUCCAUGGUUAUUUGGGGGCGCUGGGCAGAUAUUUGCACCCCGGCACCGCAUCUGCCAAAGAUGGCCCUGCACAGCUGCCUUGGGUAGUCUGCAUCUGGAUGGGGUACCAUUUCUUGUUCCACCUUGGGCAUCAACGUGUCAUGGGCUGGCCCUGCUUCUCACUCAAUAUUGUUUUCAAUCUCUUUUUCAAAUAAAAGCCAUUGGGGUGUUGGGGGAAGAAUCUCCUUUGAAUGGUAAUCCAGUGGAACUGCGAUAAAGUUCAGAGAAUUACAAGUAUCUUUAGUUUUAUCGCUGAGGAUCAAAUAAGUUAUAUCUCUGGGUAUACAGAGAGAAAUGAGAGCUCAAUUUCAAACUCAAAAGAUAUUAAAUCAUAUUGAGAAGGAAAAAAAUAUAAUAAGAAAAGAUAAUUUAUUUGAGCAGAGACAUUCUUUUUCCUUCAAAUAUGCCCUAGUGUAAAAGCUCUUCUUUUGAAGUAAUUUAAAGUUAAAAUUAGCAGUGACACACACCUUUGUCUUUAAUCAGUGUUAAAACCUCAAAAAUAAAAAGACAGCCAGAUAGACAGGGGAAAUAAUUGUGUAACUGGAGAAAGACCCAUUAUCUGAAGUAAUAAUAUGGUAUUGGGAUUUGACAAAGUUUGCAUGACUUUAGGUAGCAAUGAUAUAAAAGUAUUGCUGCUUCGCAGUCUGCCUGAAUGAUGGACAUCUGGAGAGCUAAUGGGCUGGAGGUUUCCCCUCCCAUUCAAAAGGAGCAAGUAAAGGUAAAAGUAAAGGACCCCAGGAUGGUUAAGUCCAGUCAAAGGCGAGUAUGGAGUUGUGGCACUCAUCUCACUUUCAGGCUAAGGGAGCCGGCGUUUGUCCGCAGACAGCUUACCAGGUCAUGUGGCCAGCAUGACUAAACUGCUUCCGGUGCAACGGGACACCAUGAUGGAAAACAGAGCGCACGGAAACACUGUUUACCUUCCCCCCGCAGUGGUACCUAUUUAUCUACUUGCACUGCUGUGCUUUCGAACUGCUAGGUUGGCAGGAGCUGGGACAGAGCAAUGGGAUGCGGGUGGCCCUGUGGUCUAAACCACAGAGCCUCUUGGGCUUGCUGAUUAGAAGGUUGGUGGUUCGAAUCCCCCUGAUGGAGUGAACUCAAAAGGAACACAGUGAUCAAGGAAUCACAAAUGCCUCAGGGCGUAAUCCUGCACUCAUCACCCACCGGCUGAAGGACGGAAUCCCUCUCUCAGUGCCAGAAGAACACCAGAUACACUGCCACCAUAACAUGUACACAGGUGGAACUAAGCGGUGGCCAUUGUAGCGGAGAGCUCCUCUCUGACAGCAACAUCGCUGCCACUGUCAGGAGAGUAGUGGCAUGGCAGGGCUCUACCACACUGGCUGCUUCUGAGUGAAAUGCCUCAUACACACUAUCAGAAUGGCUGGAAAGGGGUGGACUUAUGUCUGGGGCUUGGGCCACACAAGGAAGGAAAACACUUACACUGUAACUCCUUCAAACAAUGGCCAUACCCUAGUCAGUGGAGCAAUUUCAUUGAAGCUUCAGAACUGAGAUUCGUUCAACCUUCAAAUUCAUUCAAGCUUUAGUUAAAGCAUUUCCCUCCUCUUGACUUCUGUUUGUGUCUGUCCUCCUUCCUUCUUGCCUCAGCCGUGUAAAAAGGUAAAGGGACCCCUGACCAUUAGGUCCAGUCGUGACCGACUCUGGGGUUGCGGCGCUCAUCUCGCUUUAUUGGCUGAGGGAGCCAGCGUACAGCUUCCGGGUCAUGUGGCCAGCAUGACUAAGCCGCUUCUGCCGAACCAGAGCAGCGCACGGAAACGCCGUUUACCUUCCCACCAGAGCGGUACCUAUUUAUCUACUUGCACUCUGACGUGCUUUCGAACUGCAAGGUUGGCAGGAGCAGGGACCGAGCAACAGGAGCUCACCCCGUCUCGGGGAUUCGAACCGCCAACCUUCUGAUCGGCAAGUCCUAGGCUCUGUGAGUUAACCCACAGCGCCACCCGCAUCCCUCCUCAGCUGUGCAUGACCCCUCAAAAAACUUUCCUAGUUUAGGAUAUACCCUGGGAUUCAAAUCAGGGACUUUCAGUCUAGCAUGUAAUAUAUAAGCCGCCCCUCCAGGCAAGUGCUCCUUGUGUGCAGUUCAUGUGCUUCUGGUGCCUAGGACUGGAUUUUUGCAGUUAGAAGAUGUUGCUUUGCUACAUUCACAGCAGUGUAGCCCUGGAGACCAAGGCAUCUCUCCAAGCCAGUCUUUAGCCAGCCUGCCCAAGAUGGAUCUCUCCUUAUUCUCCCCCCAAACCUAUAACAGCUCUUUUACCCUCACUAAUGAUAUCACCACCAGCCAGGGGAGGCCUGGUCCCUAUAGACCAGCUUCUAAGGAUAAUGGCUUAAUUUCCUGAAAUGGGAAAGUGUGCUUAUACUGAAUUGCUGUGUAUUUUUGGCAUGGGGUUUUUCCUUUGGUAGUAGCUCUCUCAUGUGAUUGGCUGACUGUGAGUCACAUGAGAAAGGCAUUCCAUUCUGUUGUGACUGUUAUUCAAGCAACUGUCGUUUUUAACUGCUUUCUGCUCAUGUGUGUGUGAGGGUGAGAGAGUGAGUGAGUGAGAGAGAGAAUGGCUACUGAGAGAGGUUUUUUUGGAUGCCGCUGAGGCAGUGUGUGUUGGUGUGGUCAGUCUGGGGUGAAGAAGAGGGAGGAAGUUCCCUAAAUGUUAAUAGGGAGAAACUUGUGCUCUCUGUUCCUUAUAGGUGAAUAAGCAUGAGAUUGUAGAUAUGCUCUUGUCAGUUAUGUGUUUAUGAAAGUAAAGCUGUUUUGAAUAUAAAGAGUCUGGACACUGUAUAGCAUCAAAAAUUAUUUUUAUAUAUGUACACAACAAUGGAAACAUCUCCAGCUAGUACCUUCUGUGUCAACUAGUCACUAGAACUCUUUAGACCUGCAAAGAGACAGUUAACAGACUUGGCUUGAGCUAUUAGUAAAGAGACUGUGUUGACCACUUUAGCAGUCUCUUUUCAUACAAAACCUGUCUCACAGAUAAAAAAACAGAGGCCACACCUGGGGAAAGCUGGCCUUUGGUCUAAUGUUCAUAGGCGCUGACCGACAAUCUGAAGACUGCAAAACCGAGGACCCUUGGAUUCUUCUGGUCAUCGCGAUUGGGCCUGACAGUAUUUUGAGGUAAGGCAGAGUCUCUUGUCCUAAUGUCCUCACCGCCAGGGCACCUAUUUAGAAGGGGUUUGAUCUUGCUGUCUGUAAAAACCCUCGUUGCUACAAUGUCGGCCAUGGACAAAAGCGUUUUCCUCCUAACAAUAAUAGAUGGUAUCUUUUCAGAGUGGAACGCAAGUAUCACCUUCAAGAAGUUGGUCUGCCGGGGAGGGGCAUUACAGCAUAUAGGUCAAUCUGAUAUUUCUUAAUUUUUAAAAGUUUGCUUAAGCAGUCUUUAGCUCCUUCUAGCGUUGACCAUCUUCCUAUUUCCGACCUGACAGAAAGGCAACUUUUCUUGGGUUGCAAAGUUAAUAUCUGAUUGUUCAAUUGGGAAUUUAAGACAUAUUUAGUUUUAGUCUCCAGUAUUUUAUCUGAAUGGGGGUGAGGCAAUAAGUUUUUGACCUCACAAACUGAGGAUUGUGUUGUUGAUUCAAGUUUUCCGAUUUUCAGCAGGAUAUUGGAUAAUUGUGAAGAUACCUCGUCCAGCCUUUUAAAAAUACAGUGAAGGGUCUUAAUUACUAAGUGUAACUGCUCACAACUGGGGAACUCCCCCAUAACAGAUGCCAAACCAUCUUCCUGCGAUGAGAGUUUUUCUUUCGUAUUCUCCUUUACAGGCUUUACAUUUGAAACAUUUUGAGUCAUCGGAAUCGGAGUAGCUUCUAAAUCAAUUAGAGGUUGGAAGCGAUUUUGGGUUUCCACUGCAAAGCAUUGCUCGGCAUGGUCACUCCCUCCUCCAUUCCGGUGUGGCACCAACCUUGAUAGUUUUGGUUUAGGGGAUGAUAGGGGCUCGUCAAAGUCUCUCAAGCGUUUUUUCUGACCCAUGCUUUCCUCAGGCCAGAGAUUAUACGAUUCUUAAAAUAACAUAACACUUAACACGCAAUUAAGAUAAUGGCGUUCUCAACUCCUUUAGCAGCUAAAGCCAGCCCGCUGAUAUGAGAGAAACAAAGAGCGGCUUGCAGCAGUCUGGAGCAGGGCCAAAUCUCUCAAAGAGUUUCCAAGGUAUGCGGCUGCAGCAAUUAUAAAAUACUUCAAAAACUGACUGAGUCAGUUGAGAUAAAAGUAUAAAAGAUUAAAAAAGAUUAAAAGAAGUCCGAAGAGCACCGGUAAGCGCGUCUUACCUCGGCGCCAUGUUGGCUCCUCCCCUGGCUUGAGCUAUUAGUAAAGAGACUGUGUUGACCACUUUAGCAGUCUCUUUUCAUACAAAACCUGUCUCACAGAUAAAAAAACAGAGGCCACACCUGGGGAAAGCUGGCCUUUGGUCUAAUGUUCAUAGGCGCUGACCGACAAUCUGAAGACUGCAAAACCGAGGACCCUUGGAUUCUUCUGGUUGGACUCUAUGUGCAUACAGUUGUUGGUUAAGAACGGACCUCUGGAAUGAAUUACGGUAACCAGAGGUACCACUGUAUUCAGAAGCAUACUGCCUCCCACCAUAGAGCAGAGUAUAGCCAUUGUAGCUAGUAGCCCCUGCUAGCUUAACUUCCAUAAAUAUGUGUUAUAUUCUUAUAAAGCCAUCACUUUAAGUUGGUGGUCAUCAUUUCCUUUUGUGGGAAUGGAUUCCAUAGUUUAACUAUGCACUCUGUGAUGAAGAAUUUUUUACACAAGGUGUUUGGCCCACACAAAUUCCAUUUACAAACUAUGUAGGCAAAAAUGCAAGUCUUUUAUUUUUUGUUUAACAAGAUGUCUGUACUGCUUAGUCUGUUCACUGAAGUCUCAUUUUGAUAUAAAAGAAUAUCUAUUAACCUCUCUUUGUAAUGCUCUAAUUAAGCCAAAGACCUUCAUAUUGAUUGCUGAUGGCAGAUGAGAAUGAUUCGCUCCGUGUAGAUUGAUUUAACUGGAUGGCGCUAUUUUGAAACGUUUAUUUAACUAACCACGGGCUCUGAAACCACUGGUUCAAAUAAUUAAAUCAAAUCCAACAUAACAAAGACGAUCUAGAGGGGGACUCAUAUAUUCCAUUUAUCCCAGUGGACGGAUGGCAAGCCGUUCUUCUGUACUGAUCCAAUUUCUGUUCCUGAGCUCUUAAAUACAUUUAACCUUUUCUUAUAAGCUCCUGGAUUCCAGAAUGAGCAUUCAGAACUCAGCAGCUGCCACAAUGGCUCCUCGCUAACCAGAAGCAGAAUGUUUAGACUUGAUCUUAUAGCUAAAACAAAAAUGUGGUUAAUUUGGAUUUACCCUUCACAGUUGACAGUCCAUUGUUGUCUGUUUUUUGCAUUCAGCUUCCCACUGUCAUGGAACAGGGGUUCAAAAUUGUUGGGUCUCAGUGCUUGGAGGAUGCUCAUCUACAAAUGCCUAAAAUGGACUCUUGUUCCAGGAUAAAUACUCAACCUUCUCCAACAUUUCAUGUAUUUUAACUUGCAAUAGCCUUGGACAAACUGUUGAGAACCUUCUGGGUAAAGCAGCUUAAUGAAUAAUGGACAAGUGGAACUCAUAACAGGACAGUUUAGUGUGAAAAAUUCAUGCUCAGGAUUCCAGACUGCCUUGAGCCUUGCUGGAAAUGUCAGGGACUGGGCAGAGGAGGAAUGAUAGAGACCACCUCCCCAUCCUGACCCUUCCAGGGAGGAGGAAGAGGAAGACAGUAUAGAUUUACAACAGGGGUUUAAGGGAGGUGGCAGCUCAGAGGCAGAUGAGGGGGAAAGUUGGGCAAUCAUGGGAGAGCCAGAGCAACACCUGGCUGACACGUUGUCAUUCGAAAGCAUUCCAGACCCUCCAUCUCCCAGAACCCGGUGAGCCUUGAAAGUAGGAGAGUAAAGAGCUCAAAGACAGAGGGCACAUAGCAGCACCCAUAGAAGUGACGGAUGAGCUACAAUGUGGAAAAGUGGAAAAGUUCCCUCAAGACAAGAGCGGGUCAAAAAAAAUGAUUGAUUAUGCUGAAUUAGAUAGCCUAUCCGAAAAAUUAAAUAGCAAACCAAGGAAAGAAUUCAUUUCAAAAUGGGAAGUAUUUAAAAUAUAUUUGAAAAUCAAUAAUACUGACUUAAAAUCCAUAGUGGCAUUUGAAUAAUUCCAGCAAUAUCAUUCACUAGUUAUAUGAUUUAGCAUAUUUUGAAGUGAUUUGAAGUAAUCUGUAAAAAUUGAAAGAAAAAAAGGACAGUAAGAAACUUUUCCUUGUCUUUAUAUUUUCCCGGGCAACCAGCCGGGAGCCACUGACAGCACCCUGACAGGAAAGAGCAUUGGAUAAGAUGGAUGCCACAACUGAAAAAAAGACAAACCUUUGCCUGAGGCAAAGGCAAGCUUCUUCAGUGGGAUGUGAGAAACCAGCAUGAUAGGAAAUGGUGACAAGGUUUGCUUCAUUUGGGCUUCCAUAGCUGGGAAGAAGGGAACAUGCUCUUGCCCCCCAGACCUCUCCCCCUCCUGCCCUCCCUCUAUGCAAUAGCUGAAGAGUGGGCUGUAAUAGACUUGGGUUCUUAGCUAUCUAGCUGCUUUAUUUCCAAAUUAAAAUAAAAUGUAGCUCUCUGGAACAAUCAGCACGCCAUCUCUUUCGGUCAAUGAGUCCUUAAGCUGUUAUUUUCCCUUUGGUUAAGCAGAUCAAAAGCUCCUUUGCUAAGUGGAAUUAAGUGAUAUACAAGCCUGCAAUAUUCAGUGCUUUUUAAAAUUGACAGGAUUACUCAGUUCCUUAAAUCAGAAGUGGGGGGGAAAAAUGAUAUCAAAGGCUGUGUUUCUGCGGCUGAACGUGUUCAAGGAUCACGUGGGGGCGGAUAGUGCUGGCAGUGGGUGAGGCCAAAGCUAGCCCUCCUCCCCCGCUCUCAAUUCAUAUAUAUUUGUAAAAUCUAGCCCCCUCUCUGUGCUUGAUAGGCCUUGCUGUACCUGCACAUUUUUCAUACCUAUUUGGUAAACUGCAAUAAAAAUUUAGCAAUUUAGCAACUUGUGUGUCUUUCUGUGGGAGUUCCCUGGGAAUUUUGUCCUUCCAUGUUGGUUUGUACCCUUGGCCAGCACAGGACAUUUAGCAAGUGAUAGGUGGCAGAAAACUGCUUUGAUUUCCUUAUUAGUGGAUUAGGUGAGAAAUUGUUGGAGAAGGGGAAAGGAAGGUAAGGAGGGAGGGGAAGGAGUCUUCCUCUUUGUCUUCCUCUGCCCCCCUCCCCAAUAAAUUCUUUGGGGUUGAAAUGUAAAAGAUACAAUGGAAAGAGCAGACAUUAUUUGUGAGCCUAUCUCCACCUGAAUAAUAAAAUAAUAUUCAGAAUAUAUUGUCUUUACGAGUUUUUAAUGCCAUUUUAGCAUGAUUUUAUGAUGCUUGCAUUGGCUUUGUGUGCAUAGUUGCAUUGCUUUUAUUGUUUUGAUUUCUUUGUUUAUAUUUGAUUUAAAAAAUAAAACCACACAGCUGUGUACCACCCAGAUGGCAUGGUUAAUGGGUGGACUAUGAAUGUCAAGUAAACAAUGUUGUUGUUGAUGAUGAUGAAAUAAAUGCAUCUCCCUGUUAUUAUCAAAGAGAUCUCCCCUUCCCAUCUUUGAACUUCUCUCUCUCUCUCUCUCUCUCUCUCUCUCCUUCCAAGUCUGAGAGAAAAGUCAGUAAAGGUCACACAUAUAAAAAUGUGACAUUUAUAAAAUCAGACAAGUUGAAAAGGGAUUUGCCAUUUAAGCAAAGCCCAAUUAGUAUUGCCCCCUAGUCUGUGAGAGUUUAUGGGCCUCAUCGGAGCAGACAGAAAAUAACUGAGCUUCCCUUUGACAGAAAACUUAACUGUUAUGCGCUCAGAGCUUUUAACAAAUGGGGCGCCCACAGCCUAGCGUGCCGUUGCUUCUAUAUGCAACCUGUGGCCAUGUAGCAGUUCCAUUGUGCAUGCACAACUCCACAGAACUUCCUUUUUCUGCUCUGGAGGCAAAGGAAGUCUUCUGAUUUGAAUGAGAACUAAACAACACAAUACCAAGUACUGUAACCCUACAGUCAAGGUAUAUUUUAUGUUCACAUUCGCUCUUUGUACUAUGUCCUUCGGAAAGGAAAUAAAGAAAAGUUUGUUUUUAAAAAGUAUUCUGCCUCAUGGAUGAAAAGCAAAAAUCCCUAUUUGCCUCAAGCUGUGUUCAGUAUGUUUAAGAGAGGCACUGGAAUAACUUUAUUUCCAUUGACCUUUCUCCAGGCUGUGCACAUGGUCAGGUGUGUGUUUUAGUGGUUGAGAGUGCUGGGCCAGGACAGAGGGGAAGCCCAGUUUUAAAUCCCCACUCAGCCAAGAGACUUAACAGGUGCAUUUGAGCCAGACAGUUGGGUUUUUUUUAGACUAACCUACCUCACAGGGUUGUUGUAGAGAUGAAUUUUUUUGGCAGGGGGUGGGUGGAGCGUGAUGUGUGCCACAAUGUUUCCUCGUUGGGGGGAAAGUGGGGCGUCAGUGAAGCAAAUAAGUGGAAGAAUAAGUGGAAGAAUAUAUAUUUUUUUUUUCCAGCUGGAAGAAAAGGGUAGCAGUUUUUGGAAACCUGCCUUUUCCCAAACGCAACAUUUUCCCUCCCUCCAGAGAGAACAGACAAAAGGCGGCUUGCGAGCCUCUUUGAAAUCAAAGGCAGGGAUAAGUCUGUGAUUCAGCUCGGUGUUUGGGGAAAUGGGGAAAGGCGCAUGGCUGACAUUGGCAGCUGUCAUAUUGUUUGGAGAUUGGGAAGAACUGUGGCAUAUUUUCAGAAAUGGCAGUGGCUAAAGCCACAAGCUGCUUGCAAAGAAGAGCUCUGGGGAGCCAGUCUCCGCAGCACACAAGCGCUCCAGACAUUACUGCACUUUCUGCUGAUUAGCUUGCCCUUGCUUGUUCUCUUACACGAAUGCUGUGCCGGCACAUUAUCCCAUUUGACAGUUCAGAGGAAGGCUGGGGGUCUGCGGCUGGGGAAGAUUUAUGCUUCUGGUAGCAUCUAGGAACAGAGCACUUCAUUAAAUAUUUACCAAAUUGUCUGCUUCUGCACCUCGGUUUAAAAUCCAAGGUGCUGCCUUGACAUUGGGAUGUUCUCUCGUGGAAGGUUGUUUUUCCUUUUCAGUUGUUCCCCAUGGGGUCCUCCUCACACCACGGUUUAGCAAGCAUAAAAUGACUCUUGCAGCUUUCUCCCAUGUCUGCAGGUGCACUCAGAACAUCUUAGUAGGAAGGUGUCAAACACUGAUGGCGGGACAGCUCAGUUGGUAGAGCAUGUGCCUCAUAAUCUCAGGGUCAUUGGGGCAAAAGAUUCCUGCAUCGCAGGGGGUUGGACUAGAUGGCCCUUGUGGCCCCUUCCAACUCUUCAGAUUCUAUAAUUAUUCUUGCCCAGAAGAACUAAGCUGGAUGUGAUGGUGGUGGAGGAGGGUCUGUCCUGAUGACAUAGAAAGUGAGUGGUGGAGCCUCUUUCUGCUUUUGCACAAAAUGGACUGUUUGAGAGAAAGGGUGUAAAGCUAGCUCGUCUCUUCCACUUUCCCUAGCAGUGCUUUAUUGUUUCAAGCUAUGGCCUCCCUCAUUCCCAGUAUUAGAAAUGGGUUGGGUAAACCUUGUUUGAAGCAAUAAAGAGUAAAGAAAGGAGAUGCAGUCUCUCCUCUUCCCUGCUCAUUCUAUUACAGCCAAACCUUGGUUCCUGAACGCCUCCGUUUUGGAAUGUUUCAGCUCCUGAACACCGAAAACCCGGAAGUGACUGCUCCGGUUUUUGAACAAUUUUCGGAAGCCGAACGGUCUUCUGGAACAUAUUAAGUUUGAAAACCGAGGUUCCACUGUACAUGUAAAAACUAGACCCCUGCCCUACAUUUUAUGGUUUUUAAAUGGUGAAGGUGUGUAAAUAUGUAAGCAUGGCUGCCUUGUUGCAUUUUGUUUGGCGCAGACUCCACAUGAAUUAACAACCUUCAUAUUAUACUUAAUACCUAUGACAGUCAUUUGAUAAACAAAGAGAAUCUUCUUCUUCUUCCAAUUAAUGUAUGAUAGUUGGACUGUUUCUCUGGGUGCCUGACACUGCCCACUGUUGGCAAUGCUCUUGUGUCUUCAUUUUUCCGCAGUUAGGAGAAGGAAUCAGUGGACAGUUGCCCCAUCUGCUGAACCACUGAACUGCCUUCUCAGUGAAGUUUUCUCAGUCAGCCCCGGACUGACUCUGCCUACCCAAGUUAGCCAUUGGCUCCUCCUAGUUAGGUAGAGGUGUACCUGGACUUCAUGUUCCAAUGGAGCCUUGCUUGAGCAAAAACAUCUUCCUUUUUACUGUUGAGUUCUGUAUUCUUAGUUGUCUUUGGUCCACAGACUCCUGGCUAGCUCCUCAAACACGCCUCCUGCUUUGGUCUUUCAUCCGGACUGCAAGAAUGCUUCUCAGCCCCUGGCUCACAUCAGACUCUUGCCAAUGGCUGAGCCAUUGGAAGAUACCUCCAGCUUAUGUAUCAAGGGUGGUAUUCAUCUGCUAUCAUAAUCGUCAUGUGCCUCUUCCAUGAAAGGUCUGGAGGGUGGCAACAUGAGAAUGGGCCUUUUCUGUGGUGGCUCCCUGCCUGUGGAAUGCUCUCCCCAGAGAGGCUCACUUGGCCCCUUCAUUACAUAUCUUAGGCGCCAAGCAAAAAACAUUCUUCUUCUCCCAGGCCUUUGGCUAAUUAAACAAUCUAUGAUCUUUUAAGCUGUGGGAGGGAUGGUUAUUGUUUGUUACUAUGGCAUAUAUUUUUGUGUCUCUAUAUUGUAAACCCCCCUGUGAUCCUUAAGUGAAGAGAAGUAUAGAAAUAAUAAUUCAACUAAGUUUUACUUAGAGUAAGGUAAAGGGACCCCUGACCAUUAGGUCCAGUCGUGGCCGACUCUGGGUUUGCGGCGCUCAUCUCGCUUUACUGGCUGAGGGAACCGGCGUUGUCCGCAGACAGCUUCCGGGUCAUGUGGCCAACAUGACUAAGCCGCUUCUGGCGAACAGACCUAUGCAAAUCAUGAAAGAGGGUAUCAUUAGGGCCAUUAAUUUCAAUGAGUCUUCUUUGAGUAAAACUCAGUUGAAUACCACCCCCUGUACUUACACUUGAGCCAUGAUCUUGCAAAAAUGCUCGAUAGACUUGCUUUUGACACCUGCCCACUUCACAGUUUGCAACUAUUAAAGGUAGAAGGUAGAAUAUUUUGCGUACCCCCCACAUCCGCUCUGACAGUUUCCAGCUGAAUGGAACAAGUCUGUUUUUGCAUCAUUAAUGGACGUGUUUGGAAGGAAGAAGAGUCCCAUGGUCCCAUGUUGUCCCUCACUUAAGGCGAGGCAACUUAAGUGUGACAGAUUGUUUGAUGGGCGAUGCACAUUGAUCACGAGGCGGUGCGCCCUAGCAGCAAAAUGACAGCAUGUGCAAAUUCAUUACUGGGAACCUUGCCAAAAUGUCAUUAGAAAUGUUGGUCCAGGAAAUUAAAGUUGAUAUACUGUGAUGAUGGGUGCAAAAAUGAGCCAAAGUGUGGAAAACAAGCAUUUAGGUUGCAAUAUCUGAAGAGCCCCCAGCCUAGUUAUCCUGGAGGGUUAUUGAUUAUUAAGUGUGAAGAAUUGACAUACCUAAAUUGUGUCUGACGGUGGACUGUUUCAUCUUAUAGAUGUGUGCAUAGAUUUGGCACCUGGGGACCAAAGAUAGGCAAACCAUUUGCAAGAAGGGCCUCAUUUUCUCAGAUGUGAAGAUAUCGCAACACGCGCAAACACUAAGAGAAGUUUCACAGCUUAGUUGACGGGAGAGAAAAUAGCAGAGCAAAGAAAACCUUCUCAGACCCGGAACUUGAAAUCACUUGAAAUCAUGGGAUGAACAGAAGUGUGGAAGGGCUCUUAGUUUAUCUCCAUACUAUCCUGGUUUGCAGCAGUUCAGGUUUUCCGUUAUUUUUGCUCUUGCUCCACUUCAGUUUGCUGUGGCUUCAGGUUGUUUUCAUUUCAUAUCGUAUCGUAUUAAGGAGAAAUAGGAAUGCCUGUUCCGGUACAAUUGCCUGCAAUUACCCCCCUGCCCUUAGGGUUAUUGCUUUGAAUGCUUGUCUUGGUUAAUGGAAGGGGGUGGGAAUCUUCAAAUUUGAAGACUACGAAUAAUUAUGCUGCCCACAGAAGCCCUUCUGAAUAAAAUGGAUGUGGCAGAAUUUGGCUGAUUUCAUCUAGAACAUUAAUGUAGUCUCAACUUUUCCUCUUUCUUUCAUUUUUUUUUUUAGCAAAUCAGGUUAGCAAUGUUGACUGCACUCCUGCUGCACUUCUUACAUCAUAUAAAUCAAUUGAAUUUACUUGUGAGUAGGCAUGCACAGCCUUGCACUGUUAUAAAUCUUUUUUUAUGAAUGCUUGUUACUUAGUGUCACCAAAGUCAUAUUUACACUUUUGGGAAUUAUUUGACCCCCUGUCCCAGGUUAUGAGCAGGGGGCAAUGACAGAAGGGGUGUGUGUUUGUGUGUGUGUAAAGUUCAAGUAGAAGCACUGUGUUCUUCCCCUUCUACAGUGGUACCUCGGGUUAAGUACUUAAUUUGUUCCGGAGGUCCAUACUUAACCUGAAACUGUUCUUAACCUGAAGCACCACUUUAGCUAAUGGGGCCUCCUGCUGCCGCUGUGCCGCCAGAGCAUGAUUUCUGUUCUCAACCUGAAGCAAAGUUCUUAACCUGAAGCACUAUUUCUGGGUUAGCGGAGUCUGUAACCUGAAGCGUAUUUAACCUGAAGCGUAUGUAACCUGAGGUACCACUGUAGAAGUAAACUAGUGCUUAUAAUGCUUGAUCCAUCUGCACAGUAAGGAACUGUUCAGAGAUAUACAAAGAUACACAAAGCAGGAAAGUUAGAUGCUUUUCAGACUGAUAUGAAAGUAGCCUAGCCCUUGUGGAAAUAACCACCAAGUACAACAGAGUCUUUCAAAAUCAUCAACAGGAGAAAGAGGUUUGUGAAAGAGCAAUUGAUUAACUACUCAAACAUUUUUGGAGUCAUCUCUUCUCCCUGCUGCCCCAAAGCCCUAAUUUAUUGAUUUUCCAUGUUAUUCUUGACUUUCUAUAUUCUCUGUCAGCCAUUCCUUAAAACCAGUCAUAGCUUCCUUCUAUGGUGUGCCUUUCUUUUUAAAAGUUAUGUCAGCCUUACUCAACCUGCCCCUCCUCCCAUAUUUUGGACUACAACUGCCAUCGGUCUAGUCAGCAUGACCAGUGGUGAGAGAUGCUGGGAAUUGUAGUCAAAAUAUCCAGAGGGCACCAGGCUGGGAAGGCUAUGCUAUAUAAUUUCAUGUAGACAAGCAAGCUUUCUCAACAAAAAAGUGAGAGAUUUUUUAAAAAAAUUUGCUUUGUAAGGUCCUGUGCCACAAUCCACCAGAAAGUUUUUCCGAACAAGCCCCAUUGAAAUGAUUGGUAGUUGUGUAAGAACAUGGUGUUAUUAUUCAGUGGAGACUGCUCUGAAUAACUUACCGUUUGCUUCUAAAUGUGGAACAGCCUUGGCCAAGCCACAUUGUCUCAUAGUUGAGGAUUUCAAUCUUUUCAAAUUCCUAGAUGAAACAACCUGAUAGUGGACCAAUCUGUAGACUGGAACUUAGCUAUUCCCCUGGUUUCGCACAUCUCUCAAUGUUCUUGGCAGUAUAAACAUAUCAAAGCAUGCAUUUAAACAUUGCUUUUGAGAGAAAUAUAAUACAUUUUGAGAGGUGUGGUGUUUUUUGUUUUUUUUUAAAUACGCCUAUUAAUGUGGAGAAAGAAUGAGCAAAAAUAUGUGAAGCUGUAAAGGAUCACCGAAAGACAGAUUUCCCUCAAUUAACCUUGUGCUCAGUGUGGGCAUAGGCAUAUGUUGCAGGCAAUCACAAUACAGAUAGUAAAGGAACAUGUAAAUCGAAAGUAUUUUAUAAAGGAUAAAUAGAAGAAGCACCACUUUCACUUUAUUCAUUGAACGCAUUGAUGUCAUUUGGAAGAACCUGGUUUUUCAAGAUUGGUGAUGGUUCAUUACCAAUGGUUGUUCAUUGUUCAUUGGUUCAUUGUUUUUUCCUCCAUCCCUCCCACCCUCACCUCAGUCCUCUGCUACUUCAUAUUAAAUUGGUAAAUUUAUUGGCUCUGGUGAAGGACUGCUGUUCCAGUAACUCUGAAUAACAGACUGAUUCCCUUCCCUCAACCACCUCUUCUCCCUUCUCCCCCUAGACAAAUGUGCCCUGCAUUGGGAAGAGGAAGGCUAUGGCCAGUGCUCACCAUGAAGUUGUUACAGUAAGUGUCACACUUUUCAACACCAACCACAACAAAAGAGGUGCCUGUACUGCGUAUCCUUGAGUACCCCCUGAAAAAAAAGAGAACUGGUUAUGAUGAGCCUAUCAGAAGCAAUGCUGCACUGCAGUCUCUGAAGAUGCUUCGGCACUUUGGAUUCUGCAUCCAAGCUCCCCAAAACAACUGUGCACGGAGUUAGAGCCAGGAGAUUUAUACUUCAAGACAAAACGCGAAACAAAAACUCAGCAUCAGCAAACUGUUGUGAGCCAGGCAGCAGCCAUACCCCCACAGGGGUCUCUUGAAGAGAAACAGUAUUCCAUCUAAGCUACUGCAGAGCAAAGGCGAAAGGAAGCAAAUAGUUCGUUGAAGUUCUGGUGUCCAGCAGGGAUUGCGAUGUGAGCUGUACGCUGACAAAAGUUGAAAGGCUUUAUUUUAUUUUAAUCAUACCAAUGGGCGAUGUUCAACAGUAUCAUUUUAUUUUAUUUUACUACCAGUUCAAGAGAUACUAUAGUCAACAUUUUUUACAAAAUCUUACUAGUUUAUUAACUGAAACCAUUUUGAAGUCCAUCUUCUGAGUAUGUGCUGAAUAUACUCUGAAUGGUGAAUAAUCAUUUCUGCACCAUGGAGCUCUAAAUUCUGUGGAAAUGGUACUGCAGGGAUCACCAGACCACUUGCCUGUGCAUGAGUGCGCACACUUUGUUUUUCAAUUAAAUUGGGUCCUCCUGAAUUUGCACGAUUUUACAGAGUCCUUCCAUACCCACCCCACCCUCAAACACCACGAAAUUAAUGCUUGCUUUGGAAGACCGCACAAUUCAAAUUUUAAAUCUGGUGCUUGCCAGCUCCACAAAAAUAUUGAUCUAAGACAUGGAUCAUCAUGGAACUUCAUGAUUUUUACACAGAAUGACAACAAAACCAUCAACAAAUCACAGAACGCACCUGAUGUUUCGAAGGCAUCCCUUGUGAAAAUUAUGAGGAUCCAUAAGGAUCUGUGCCUCAGAUCUACGUUUUUGUAUCACAUCACCACUGGAAAGUGCCAGAUCAAUUAUUUUUUUACAGUUCAGUCAAUGGAGAUAUAUGUUAUGUGUAUUUUGAUUGGGGGCAGGGGGAAACCUGUGAAAAAAUACACAAUUUCAAGAAGUACCAUUUUACUGGAACAAUGUGCAUGCACUUAUCUCUCUUUCUCUUUCUUGCACAUCAUUCUCCACCUCUCCCCUGACACCCACAGCUGCCCUUUGUCCACUGUCUUGUUCUCUCUCCCUGCCCCCCAGUCUCCCAGAUCACUCCUUUAAACUUCCAGUCUUCUCAGUUGCUCUAUUCAGCUACUCAGGUGCUUAUCAGAGCUUUGAAAAGCAUACAGGGCUGCAUACAGAGAAGGCACCAUUUUUCCAACUUCCUCAUUCAGCUCCCCUUUUCAAGAGAAGAAGAAGAAGAAGGGUUUGGAUUUGAUAUCCCGCUUUAUCUCAAAGCAGCUAACAUUCUCCUUUCCCUUCCUCCCCCACAACAAACACUCUGUGAGGUGAGUGGGGCUGAGAGACUUUAAAGAAGUGUGACUAGCCCAAGGUCACCCAGCAGCUGCAUGUGGAGGAGCAGAGACGCAAAUCUGGUUCACCAGAUUACGAGUCUACUGCUCUUAACCACCCUCACUACUUCAUGACAACGUAGACAGUAAAUGAAAAGCUCCAGAGGCUUUUCAGGUGAAGUACUCAAGGACAUUACAGCAACCACAGGCACCACCUUGACAAUCCCAUAUGUGAUGUUUGCUUGGUUUGGUUUUUCUUUUCUAGUUUUAAUGCCUGGCUUUUGCUGAAAUAGAACAAUUGCGCCAUGAUAGAUAUAGCAAGGAAGUUGUCCUGUCUUCUCCUGGAUUGGAGUCCCAGUGGAGCCCAACGUGAAGCCAGGAUACUCAUUGGAGGUGUACCAUCUCAAAGAGCAGGGAGAGGACAAGGCAUGUCCAGUAGUGUAGUUGAAUCUAGUGGUAACAUCAAACCCAUUCAUUCGUUCUAGGUAGCUGCUGUCCUAUGCAGGGCAGGGCAAAAGAUAGCUUGUUCAGGACCCUGGAGAGCUCCCUAGGGCUAGUGUUGCCUUAGCAGCAUGCUGGAGCCUUUUUAUAGCUGGCUGGUCAUAUACUUGGGGGUCCACCCCCUGCAAGGAGCUGUCUGUUCAUUUACAAGGUCUGUUCUGCUCUGCAGCACUGGCUCCUAAGCAAGGAGGUAAUGAUGGGUGCAUUGGAGGGGUAUCCUCUGAACCAGAGGGGUGUAACUAGACCACAUUUUUUGGCUUGGAUGGUUUGAGAGAGGGGAGGGUUGAUGACUCCACAGGUGAUGCCUCCUCUAACUCUGAGGAUGCCUUUGAGCCUGAUGGAGGAUCAUGACCAGAAAACAUUCCAGAAGUGAGUAAUGGUGACAGUCCAGUGGCAAUGGCAACAAGGCCUAAGAUAGAUGAAAAGGGGCAGGGAGCUGUGCAGGGCGACCUUGAUUACUCCUAUUUCUUACUCCAGUGCAUUCUUAAUUUUCUGUGUUCUCAGCAGGCACAUUCCAGCAAACUACCAAAGUACACCGAUGCCAGAAACUAAAAGGAAGAGUCAUGAUUUUUCACCAGAAUCUAUACUGCAUAGCGUAAAAACAGAGGACAUUCAGUCACAAGUGGAUUUUAACCCAUUUAAUUAAAUGGGUAAAAACAGAAGCCAGAUUCACGUGUCCUUCAUUUCCUUGCUAUUCUCAGCAUGUAGCCUUAACCCAAGCUAUCUACAAUUUGGAUUUGUUUAUUUGCCACAGGACUCUCUGGCUUCUAUUGGAGCUAGCCAUCUUUAACCUUGUCUUUAUUUUAAGGUACCCCUGCCCGUACGGGCCAGUCGUGUCCGACUCUAGGGUUGUGCGCCCAUCUCACUUAAGAGGCUGGAGGCCAGCGCUGUCCAGAGACACUUCCGGGUCACGUGGCCAGCGUGACAAAGCUGCUCUGGCGAGCCAGCACCAGCGCAGCACACGGAAACGCCGUUUACCUUCCUGCUAUAAAGCGGUACCUAUUUAUCUACUUGCACUUAAGGGUGCUUUCGAACUGCUAGGUGGGCAGGAGCUGGGACCGAAGACGGGAGCUCACCCCGCCGCGGGGAUUCGAACCGCCAACCAUGCGAUCGGCAAGCCCUAGACACUGAGGUUUUACCCACAGCGCCACCCGCCUCCUAACUGCCAUCUGUAUCCGUGAGCUAUGUAGGUGCAGAAAUGGCGAGGCUCUGUUGAACUAGGACUCAAGCAAGGGUAGCCAAGUGGUGCCCUCUGGAUGUUGUUGAACUACGACUCGCAUCACCCCAACUGUUGGCCAGGCUGACAAGGACUGAUGGGACUUGGGAGUCCAACAACAUCAGGAGGAUACCAUGCAUUGGUGGACUCCAGUAUUUUGUGCUUUGUCAAACUAUAUAAGGGGCUGGUUGGUUCUUGAGGCAUGGUGGCUGGGCACUGAUGAGUGGGUACCAGGAGAAGUGGGGUUGGAGACUGACUUGGAAGAAGGGAACAGUGAACUAGGGGAACCUAUAACAGCCAAGAGAUGAGAGUCAGAGGCUGGAGAACCUGCAGGAUUGGACGGUGUCAGGCUUGGGAAAUUCUCUCCUUCCCCCGUAGCAUCGAGGAUCAAGGAAGAAACAAGAAAGUUUAUAUUUAUGGCUUUAUUCAGUUCCUGUGUUGCAAGACAAAGAAUCCAUUCCUAACUCCAUAGCGACGUUGCUCAAUCUGAGCUCCUCCCCUCCUUUCCCCAGCAAUUGCCCUAGAUUCUAUGGGGGGCCUCGGGAAUCAGUUGUCAUUGAGCCCUUUGCUCUUGAAUUCUGAUUGAGCGACGAGUAUGAGGGGAUGGUGGUGCUUCUAUGCUUUCUUUCCUUCCCAAGGACGUCUCUGCUGGCAGUUCUCCCCCUUCUUCUCCUAACAGCUCAUAACUUGGCAGCUCUGCUUUCUGCUGUAAUUCAAUCCUGUUUCUCUCUUCUCCUGAAACUACUGGGGAAGGGGGGGCAAAUUCCCCCCACCCCCUCCUCCUCUGAGGGAAGCAGAGGAGAGGGAUGGGGCGUUCCCCAGCCCUGACAGAGGGUGAAUAAUAGGUGGAGGAGAAAGGAGAGAGAGGUCUGGCUGGUGUAGAGUCAUGGGUUUCCACCACUCCUCCUCCUGUCCUCUCCUCUCCCGGGACCAGGCAAGGAUUGAAGUGGAAGGAGCAGGAGCAGGUCACGCACAGACAAAGUCUUAGACUGCUUGCACGCAGCUUGGCUUGGGAAAUUAUACAAGCUGAGGUCAGAGCUUUGUUGCGGCAACCGCCUCCUCUUGUGCACACCUAGGAGAGUAGCUAAGAGACUUUGGUCUUGUGGACAGGCCUUUCUCUAACUUUUAGGUGUACUUUGGCAAUAAAAAAUCAAUUCCUCACUCUGGACAUUCUGUGCCUGACAGUCCAGUGAAAAACCGCUGGAGAAUUCCUGUAACUCUGGUACCUUCAGCCUGGAUAAGAAAGAAACCUUGAAAAAAAUGAUGUUCCUGAAAGAAGACUACAACUUCCAUUAGUAAGCAAGGACAACAGCAGAGCUUAGCUCUAAUGGCGAUAAACUGUUGUUGUUUGUGCUUGACCUUUAUUGCUCUGUGCAGCAACUCUUUAUACAAUAAGUUCAUUUAUUACUAGAAGAAUGCAAACAGUUAGGAUUGGAUUUAUGAUUCGGUCUCUUGAUACCAUGUGGCUAACUUAGUUAAAACCUUGUACAAUGGCAGUAUAUUGAAAUGGGAUAAUGUGGACAUGGUUACAGUAGCAAAGACGUCUUUGCGAUUUUCUAAUGAAUUACUGUAGCAUGUGAUUUAGAAAUCCUGCUAAGAAUGUGUUCUUGGCAGCAUUUGGUGAAACUUGUUUCAGUUAUAAAUUACAAUUUUUAACAGAAAAAGUUUUGUAUUGGGUAGAGGGGGUGAUUUCUCAUUCCAUGAAGAGGUUAGUAGAGGGUGAAAGCGAUCCUGAAACCUAUGCUUUAUAAUAUUUAAUGCAGUCUUAAGGAAAACAUUUUCUGAGUAAGAGAAUGUGAAUAUAUUUCAUUUAUUUCCUUUAAUAGUAAAAAAAAAAAAUUGACAUCUUUAUUCCUAUGCAUUAAUUAUAGUUGAGGUUAUAUGUAAGAAUAUUGUUGGGAUUCAAUUUCUGUUAUCAACUGUUUUCUUAAAACCUUUUUCUAUCCCUCUACCCCUAGAUUACCCAGAUCUUUAUGAAAUGCUUAUUUUGAUUGUACAUCUGUAAAUUAGUGUUUUAAAUACAAACAGCUGUUGAUAAAGAGAGUAGGUGCAGUCUAUAUUAAUCCCAACACAUGAAACUGACAGUACAAUAACCUGUAUCAAAUAUUCAGCAAUCAAAUAAUCUCCUCAUUAAAUGAAUAUAUGGACCUGUGUGGCCUUAAAAAUCAAAUAACCCUCUGGCCUGAACCCCCCCCCAAAAUAAGUCAUUAAAAGCAGAUUCCCCCAGCCUCAAAAUUGUAGUAAAUGAAUGAUAUAUGUCACUUUUCUAAAGUGGCAUUUUUGGUAGGUAGGUCUCUGCUAAUUUUUAUUUAAUUUGGCUUAGUAAAGGCCACUUAUAACUGUGCAGUCUUUGUAUAAUAUAUUGUCCUAUCUUGAUCUGUGCUACGCUUAGACAGAUGGAUCAUAGUUCCUCUUGUCUUUGUCAUUGUCCAAGUCCACUUCUACCACCACAUCUCUCUCUCUCUCUCUCUCUCUCUCUCUCUCUCUCUCUCUCUCAGCGUGGUCCAUCAGUUUUCACAAACAUCAUCUCUUUCUGUCUACCUAUUAUUCUUCAAUAUCACAUGGCUGUCACUUUGAAGUCCCUCAAGGAUAAAAAUGCCAUAGCUGUCACUACACAGAAAAAUGCUGUCGUAAUCUUGGUGUAGCGGAAUGGCUGAAAACGAGGUGGCCGUGCACCUUGCUUUACAGAAGAGAGUCCUCUGUUUUGAAGGCAUCUACUAUUUGAAGAGCUGCGCUGUCCAAGACUGGUACAAAAAUAGCAAGGGCCUUGGAAGCUGCCCAACUCCAGUUAGCACCCAGACAGCCAGACUGAGCAGUCGCACAAAUCACCUAGUCAUUAGAUAAUAGUUUUGCGUGAUCUUAGCAAAAGGCCAAGAAGCGGCACAAAUUCUCAAGGAAAUUGGCAUCGUUAUUGGCCGUUCACCACUCCUAGACUGCAAAUUGUAUAUUCUUUCUGUUUUCCCAGGAGUUAAGGCUGACUACCCUUUAAAACCUUUGGUGAUUUCCCUUUUAGUUGCAGCCAGACUGGUUGCAACACAGGGAUGUUUCUGUUAUUAAUGUGGACUGUUGGUGUAACCCUCCGCCCCCCAAAAACCCCCACCUUUCUCAGAAAAAUUAACCCAUCAUUUUCAGAUUUUGAAGGGAACUGCUAAAGCCAGGGGUCAGCAACCUUUUUCAGCAGGGGGCCAUUCCACCGUCCCUCAGACCAUGUGGUGGGCCGGACUAUAUUUUGGAAAAAAAUAUGAACACAUUCCUAUGCCCCACAAAUAACCCAGAGAUGCAUUUUAAAUAAAAGCACACAUUCUACUCAUGUAAAAACACCAGGCAGGCCCCACAAAUAACCCAGAGAUGCAUUUUAAAUAAAAGGACACAUUCUACUCACGUGGGCGGGCCGGAUUGAGAAGGCGAUUGGGCCGCAUCCGGCCCCUGGGCCUUAGGUUGCCUACCCCUGUGCUAAACCAAUGGACUUUGCUGCCACUUGGAGGGCUUUUGUGAUGCACAUGAACAAACACAGAAAGCUACUUAUCCCUUUUUAAUAUAUAUAUAUAAAUCUUUAUUAGUUUAAAAUACAAUCAUACAGUAAAUGUAAGUAGAACAAAAUUAAGCACAAAAGAGAACAAAAGAGAGAAAAAAGGGAUUCGUCACCUCAAAAAGGUCGAAAAAAGGUUUAAAUAUGACAAAAAAGAAAAAAAGACAAUUAAAAGAACCACAUAUUUAUACAACAUCAUGUUAUACUUACCUUUACUGUAUGAUUGUAUUUUAAACUAAUAAAGAUUUAUAUUUAAAAAUAAAAAAGGAAGCUACUUAUCCCAUUGAAGUAUCUUUAUUUGGCAAUGCCUAUGAAAUACAACACUGUUUGACUGAUUGGUCCAAAUCUUGCCUCUUUCACCCCAGUCUGUUUAACAAGACAACAUUCGUCCUCUUCAUUUAUUGCCUCCUUCUCUGUGUUGUACUAACCUUGGCUUUUCCAAAAAGCCAUUCCGGUGACAGUUUUGUAUUGCGUUUCUAUUUAAAUUAUAAUUUCCAAAUUACCAAAAUUCCAAGUUAUGCAAAUUUUAUGCAAAUCUGCACCCUUGCCUAUCCUCUUCCUUGGUGAUGCAUUUCUUUUUCUUUUUCUUUUUCUUUUUCGUGAUGCCUAAGUGUCCUCUCUAGCUAAGAGUAUGGAGUAGUAUGAGCCAGAAAAUCCCUGCUUUGAAACCUCUCAAAUGUGGAAAAAAAUCACAAGAAAAAAAAUCACUUUGGGACUUUUUAAAUUUUUGUUUCUUAAUCCUGUGCCUUUUUUGUGUCAUGGCUGAUUUUGCUAGAAAUAGUCUACCCGCCUCUAGUUUUUGUCUGGGUUCUCUCAAUUCCAUCCAACCUAUAUUAAGUACUGUACUAAUAACUCUGUCCAUGUAUACUAUUAUUGUGAGGAUUUUUUUUUCUGGGGAAAGGGGUAGACUAUAUAUCUGCAUCUCUUCUAUUUCCUGGGCCCAACAAGGAUCCAACUGCUGGAAAAGCCAGACAGGUUUCUUGGUGGUGGCCCCCUAAGUGUAGGUCAUUAAAGUAACGAAGUGGCUCUAUGGCAGAGAACAAAUGGGAAGGCCCUGCUCCCUCAACUGUCUGGUAGAAAGACAAAAACCAGAGCUGAGGUGUGAGAGCUAGAAGCUAGAGGCUAGAAGCAGGCUGGGCAGCUGAGAGACAGAGCCAUGCCUGAUUUCUGCUGGAAUCCAAGAGUGUGGCUCUGGGAGAAACACAACCUUCAUGGGGUGUUGAUGCUGUAAACCACCCUAUCAUAGACUCAGAUUGUGUAUACAGUGAGGAGGGGGAAGUAUUUGAUUCCCUGCUAAAUUUGCCCGUUUGCCCUGUGAUGAAGAAGUGAGCAGUCCAUAAUUUUAAUGGUAGGUUUACUGUAGCCGUGGGAGACAGAAUAAUAACAGGAAAACACCCAGAAGACAAAUGUCAGAGAUUGAUGUGCAUUAAUAAGUAUUUGAUCCCUUUGCAAAAGAUGACUUAGUACUUGGUGGCAAAACCCUUCUUGGCAAUUACAGAGGUCAGACGUUUCUUGUAGGUGGCCACCAGGUUUGCACACAUCUCAGGAGGUAUUUUGUCCCACUCCUCUUUGCAGAUCUUCUCCAAGUCAGUAAGAUUUUGAGGCUGAUGUGUAGCUACUCAAACCUUCAGCUCCCUCCACAGAUUUUCGAUGGGAUUAAGGUCUGGAGACUGGCUAAGCCACUCCAGGAGCUUAAUGUGCUUCUUCUUGAGCCACUCCUUUGUUGCCUUGGCCAUGUGUUUUGGGUCAUUGUCAUGGUGGAAUACCCAUCCGCGACCCAUUUUCAAUGCCCUGGCUGAGGGAAGGAGGUGCUCACCCAAAGUUUGACGAUACAUGGCCCCGUCCAUCGUCCCUUCAAUGCAAUGAAGGUGUCCUGUUCCCUUAGCAGAAAAACACCCCCAAAGCAUAAUAUGUCCCCCUCCAUGUUCAACGGUAGGGAUGGUAUUCUUGGGGUCGUAGGCAGCAUUCCUCCUCCUCUAAACAUGGCGAGUUGAGUUGAUGCCAAAGAGCUCAAUUUUGGUCUCAUCUGACCACAACACUUUCACCCAGUUCUCCUCUGGAUCAUUCAGAUGUGCACUGGCAAACUGCAGACCGGCCUAUACAUGUGCUGUCUUGAGCAAGGGGACCUUGCGGGCUCUGCAAGAUCUCAGUCCUCAACAGCGUAGUGUGUUACCAACUGUUUUCAUGGUGACUAUGGUCCCAGCUGCCCUGAGAUCAUGUGAUGGCCUGGGAUUCCGAUUCGGAGGGUGAAACAGAGGAAUCCCGGCCUGCACAGGAGUCCCCGCCUCCAGGGCCGGCUGAACUGGGGCAAGGCCUUGAUGCUGAAGAGCCUGCACCUGUGGCAGUGCAUCAGGAGCUGGCCCCAGGUGAAGCCCUUCGGGCCCCAGAGGGGCUUGAUGACUCAGUGGCCACAGGUGAGCCUCCUCCAGGGCCCAGUAACCCUUCGGCCUCUCCUGAUCUGCAGAGGCUUAGGGCAGAGAGGCGAAGGGAACUGGUUGCCCCCAGGAGGAGUGCUCGCCUUAAGGCCAGAGGAGGCGGGGCUCCUGGGGACCGGGACCGGCCCUGGCCUUAGAAGAGGAUAAAAGCCCAGUCAGCCCGGCCCCAGGUUGCGGGAGCAACGUCGUUGUUGGCUUCGGACCUUCCUGUGUUCCUGAUCCCUGCUCGGCUUCCUGUUCCUGACUAUCCGGUACUCCUGCUCCCUGCUCGGCCUCCUGUUCCCGACCAUCCGGUGUUCCUGUUCCCUGCACAGCCUCCUGUUCCAGCAUUCCUGUUCCCCGCCCGGCUCUCUGCCUCGGACCUUGCCCCUCUUCGUGUGGACUCUGCUACACCCAAGGUACCUUACCCCCGGGACCAGCACAGUUUGCUCCCGCCAAACCCGCACUCCCCCUUCGUAGGGGUGCGUUCGGGAAGAGCCAGAGGCCAUGGCUGACCAGGCGGCUGCACUGGUGGCUUUGGCCCAGAAGAACCAGGCCUUGACUCACACCGUGCAGCAGCUCAGUGACGCGGUUGUGGCACUUCAACAACGCUUGGAAGCCCUACCGGCUCCUGGGGCCGACGCCCGGCUCCUGGCAAGUACCCAGUGGCUUUGCCUGAGAAAUUUGAUGGAGCCCCGGCCAGCUUUCCCAUGUUCCUGGCCCAGGCCAAGCUGUAUAUUCAGGGGCGAGCCCGGAACUUUCCUGACGAUCGCACCAAGGUGCACUUUUUGAUUAGUUUGUUAAAGGACCAGGCGGCCAAGUGGGCGUUGCCGCUACUCAGGCAAGACUCCCCUUGCUGGCAGACUAUACGGGGUUUUGCAAUCGUUUGGAGGCCGCGUUCGGCAACCCCCAGAAAGGGAGUCAAGCCAACCGGGCGAUUCGGCGUUUGAAACAGGGCAAGUCCACGGUGGCCGCAUAUACCACGGAGUUUCGGCUGUUGGCACAGGACUUGACCUGGAAUGAUUCGGCACUGCGGGACCAGUAUCUCGAAGGGCUUUCGGACGAGGUACUGGACCAGUUGGCCACAAUGGAACGCCCCACCACGCUAGACACUCUCAUUCAACGGAGUCUACAAAUAGACGACCGGUUGGAGGAUCGUCGUCAGGCCCGGGGUCGCCGACACUUCCAGUUCACGGCACCAGCUUUUCCGGCAGCCCCACGGUCACAACUGAUUUAACGGAGGAGCCUAUGCAGCUCGGGGCAGUGCGGCCACGCCUUUCCCCGCAGAGAAGGCGCGGCGUCGGGAGGGAAUCUCUGUCUUUACUGUGGCGGAAGUGGACACUUCGCUCGGUCUUGCCCUGAGAAACGCCAGCCGCAGGGAAACCGCCAACCCCAGUAGCUGAUGGCCCUAGCUGCCGGGGGUCCCAAACCGCGCAGAAUGGGCCUGCAUCAAUGGACUCGCAACAUCUUAUGGUUCCGGUACGUUUAUACCCUCCAGGUGGGCCCUGGAUCCCCACCCAUGCUUUGGUGGAUUCAGGGGCAACCCGCUCUUAUAUGGACGCUGCUUUUGCCGCCCAUCAUCAGGUGCCACUCCGGAACAAGCCAGUACCGGUCCAGGUGGAAGCGAUUGACGGACGACUUCUGUGUUCAGGUGCCGUUACUCAGGAGACCCAGCCCCUGGUCCUGUGUUUCCAGCAGCACCGGGAGUUGCGAACUUUGGACAUUGCCUCUAUGCCCCGCUUCCCCUGGUGCUCGGGAUGGACUGGCUGGAAGCCCACAACGUUCAGAUUCACUGGGUCAAACGGACCGUGCACUUCCCAGACCCAUGUUCCCAUGCUCAAUCCGGGACGCUGGCGGCCGCGCCCUCAGAGGAGGCAGCACCCACGCUCCCAGCCGUGUAUCAGGACUACCAGGACGUGUUCGAGGAACGGGGGGCAGACCAGCUGCCGCCGCAUCGGCCUUUUGACUGCGGCAUAGACCUCCAACCCGGAGCGCCUCUACCAGUGAGUCGCUUAUAUUCUCUAACAGAGCCAGAGCGCGAGGCUUUGCAGGACUUCUUGCGCAAGAACCUGGAGCGUGGGUUCAUUAGGCCGUCCACCUCGCCUACCGCGGCACCAGUGCUUUCGUUAAGAAGAAAUGUGGGGAACUCCGCCCUUGCCAUGAUUACCGAGCCUUGAACAAAAUUACCGUCCCAGACCGAUACCCCUUGCCCCUUAUCUCGGAGCUGCUGGAGCGGGUGCAAGGGGCACAGGUGUUCACCAAGCUGGACCUCCGGGGGGCCUACAACUUGAUUCGGAUCCGAGCCGGGGAUGAGUGGAAGACAGCGUUUGGGACCCGGUACGGGCAGUUCGAAUAUUUGGUUAUGCCUUUCGGGUUGUGCAACGCGCCUGCUGUGUUCCAACGCUACAUCAACCACGUGUUUCAGGACUUGUUAGACAAGUACGUGGUGGUGUAUUUGGAUGACAUACUGAUUUACUCCCGUGACCCGGCUCGCCAUGAGGGACAUGUCCGGACCGUGCUGCAGCGCUUGCGUGAGCACCGUUUGUACGCAAAGCUCAGCAAGUGCGAGUUCCAUCAGCGGACUGUGGACUUCCUUGGUCACCGGCUCUCUCCGGAUGGGGUGCAAAUGGACCCGGGAAGGUGACAGCGGUUCAAGAAUGGGCGGCACCCCGGAACCGCAAGGACCUACAACGUUUCCUGGGGUUCGCCAAUUACUACCGGACCUUCAUCGCUGAUUAUGCUCAUCGCACCACCCCGUUGACCCGGCUACUGCGCCCAAAGACGCCGUUUUCCUGGGACAAGGAGGCAGAGGAGGCGUUUCAGGGGUUGAAGGCCUGUUUCCAGAGGGCACCAAUCUUACAACAUCCUGACCCCUCUCGACCCUUUGUGGUGGAGACCGACGCCUCCAGUACGGCUCUCGGUGCCGUCUUGUCUCAACAGAUUGGGCCCGAGCGCCACUCUUACCCUGUGCCUUCUAUUCCCGCCAGCUCCUACCAGCGGAGCGUAACUAUACUGUGUGGGAGCGGGAACUACUGGCCAUCAAGGUAGCCUUUGAGGUCUGGCGCCACCAUCUUGAGGGUCACGACAUCCGGUGGAGGUAAGAACCGACCACCGGAACCUGGAGUACCUCCAGACCACCCGCAAGCUGAACCAAAGACAGAUCCGGUGGGCGUUGUUCUUUUCCCGGUUCCAGUUUCGGAUCCGCUACAUCCCUAGCUCUCAGAAUCUGAAGGCGGAUGCCCUGUCCCGGAAACCUGAAGACAACGCAGACACGGUACAGCAAGCAGAACCCGCCACGAUCCUACCUCCGGCCGCAUUCCUGGCCACCCAGGAGGCGCAGCCACUGCAGGUUCGGGUGCGGGAACAGCAGCGGGUCGACGCUUGGGCCCAGGAACGACUCCGGGAGCUGGCUGAAGGGUCCAGCCCACAGUAUCCGGGGCUGGUCCUGCAUCAGGGCCUCCUGCUGCACCACGGUCGUCUGUACAUCCCGCCAGGGCCACUGCGGCUGGAGGUUCUCCGGAUGGCCCAUGAUGCCCCGGCAGCGGGGCACUUUGGACGGUAUCGGACCACCCAUCUGGUCAGUCGUGAGUUUUGGUGGCCCCGCCUGAAGGCUGACGUGGCUCGCUACGUUGCUGGUUGUGAUGUCUGCCGACGCGCCAAGGGGCCUACCGGGCGACCCCCGGCCUACUUCAGCCAUUGCCAGUUCCACCGCGCCCUUGGCACACAGUUUCGUUGGACUUUGUAGUGGACUUACCCUCGUCUCGUGGCUGUACCUGCCUUCUGGUUUUCUCCGACCAUUUCACCAAGAUGGUGCACUGCGCUCCCUGUCCAUCUGUACCCACAGCCAAGGAAACUGCUCAGCUGUACCUUCAGCAUGUCUUCCGCCUGCAUGGACUACCUGAGCGCGUGGUGUCCGACCGGGGCGUUCAGUUCACAUCCCGGUUCUGGCGAGCAUUACACCAGACCCUCGGGACAGAGGUCUGCCUCUCGUCAGCCUACCACCCACAGACCGAUGGCCAGACGGAACGGGCGAACGCGGUGCUGGAGCAGUACCUCCGGUGUUACUGCAGCUACCAGCAGGAUGACUGGGUCGACCACCUGGCAUUGGCGGAGUUCGCCUAUAACAACGCGGUGAAUGCGUCCACCCAGCAGACCCCGUUCCAGGCCAGUUAUGGUUAUCAUCCACGGCUGUUUCCAGAGGUGCUGCCGGCAUCCGCGGUCCCGGCGGUGACGGAGUGGCUUCAAGAGCUCCAGUCCCAGCAACAGCUUUUGGUGGAGCAACUGCACCAGGCCAAGGAAGCGUACAAAGCCCAGGCCGACCGCCACCGCCAGGUGGGGCCGGAACUCGCGUCGGUGACCUGGUUUGGCUCUCCACUCGCCACCUCCACCCCUCUCGACCUUCGCGGAAGUUGGACGCCCGCUUCACCGGCCCGUUCCCUAUCGUAGACCAAAUCUCUCCUGUGGCAUUCCGUCUCCGGUUACCCGCAACCCUGAAGGUUCACCCGGUCUUCCACAGGUCCCUUUUGAGUCCGGUGGCCCCACCCGACGAGUUCCACCAGAACCGUCCCCGACCGCAGCCAGUGUUGGUUCGGGGAGAGCCUGAGUACGAGGUGGAACGCAUCCUGGACUCCCGAUACCGCAGGGGAAAGCUGCAGUAUCUCAUUGACUGGAAGGGGUACGGACCGGAGGACCGUUCCUGGGAACCAGCGGCCAAUGUCCAUGCACCUGCCUGCCUCCGAGAGUUCCAUGCGACGUAUCCCGGCAAGCCGGGUCCGGACCCUCGGUUGAGGGGGGGGCCUGGGUGAUGGCCUGGGAUUCCGAUUCGGAGGAUGAAACAGAGGAAUCCCGGCCUGCACAGGAGUCCCCGCCUCCAGGGCCGGCUGAACUGGGGCAAGGCCUUGAUGCUGAAGAGCCUGCACCUGUGGCAGUGCAUCAGGAGCUGGCCCCAGGUGAAGCCCUUCGGGCCCCAGAGGGGCUUGAUGACUCAGUGGCCACAGGUGAGCCUCCUCCAGGGCCCAGUAACCCUUCGGCCUCUCCUGAUCUGCAGAGGCUUAGGGCAGAGAGGCGAAGGGAACUGGUUGCCCCCAGGAGGAGUGCUCGCCUUAAGGCCAGAGGAGGCGGGGCUCCUGGGGACCGGGACCGCCCCUGGCCUUAGAAGAGGAUAAAAGCCCAGUCAGCCCGGCCCCAGGUUGCGGGAGCAACGUCGUUGUUGGCUUCGGACCUUCCUGUGUUCCUGAUCCCUGCUCGGCUUCCUGUUCCUGACUAUCCGGUACUCCUGCUCCCUGCUCGGCCUCCUGUUCCCGACCAUCCGGUGUUCCUGUUCCCUGCACAGCCUCCUGUUCCAGCAUUCCUGUUCCCCGCCCGGCUCUCUGCCUCGGACCUUGCCCCUCUUCGUGUGGACUCUGCUACACCCAAGGUACCUUACCCCCGGGACCAGCACAGAUCAUUGACAAGUUCCCCCCGUGUAGUUCUGGGCUGCUUCAUCACCGUUCUCCUGAUCAUUGCAACUCCACAAGAUGAGAUCUUGCAUGGAGCCUCAGACCGAGGGAGGUUGACAGUUAUUUUGUGUUUCUUCCAUUUGUGAAUGAUUGCACCAGCUGUUGUCACCUUCUCACCAAGCUGCUUGGCAAUAGUCUUGUAGCCCAGUCCAGCUUUGUGCAGGUCUAGAAUCUUGUCUCUGACAUCCUUGGACAGCUCUUUGGUCUUGGUCAUGGUGGCUACUUUGGAAUCUGCUGGAUUGAUUGCUUCUGUCGACAGGUGUCUUUUGUAAAGGUGCUGUAACGAGCUGGGAUUACAGGUAAGACCUCUCCCUUACAGCAGGCGCUUCUAAUCUCAGCUCGUUACAUACAGUGAAGAUACCAGGUAGCCUGACAUCUGACUGGUUGAUCAAAUACUUUCCCCCUCAUGGGCCCUGAACCCGGCCUUGGCUAGGGAGGGCGGGGUAUAAAUAAAAAAUAUUAUUAUUAUUAGUAGUAGUAGUAGUAGUAGUAGUGUAAAUAAACCAUAGAUUUACACAGUCUCUGCUGUCCCUCAUGCUGAGGAAAGCAAACUUUUGGUAAGCACCCAGAACCCCUGGAAUCUCAUACUGCUGGGAGAUUGGCGUGGCAAUGAACAAUAUUCAUAGUAUAUACAUAACUCAAUGCAAAUAUUAACAUAGAAUAUACUGUACAGUUUUGCAAAACUAGGGCAAUCCUUGGAGAAUUCGAGUUCCUUAAAAUGACAAGAUUAUUUUUUGCAUUUGUCGGCAAAUGCAAUUCUUCAUCAAGAUAAUGCUAUUAUUGAGUAGGAGGGUUUAUUAUUGUUAUUAUUACAACGUAGCUGGUUGAACUGAUUAUACAAAUGUGAAAAGGGAAUUGGAGUGGUUUGUGGCAUAAGCUCGCAGGGAUGGGCAAAAUGAAUUCGCAAGUGUUUGCAUAGUGCCUAGUACAAUGGAGGACUGAUUCUAAUUAAAGCCUUUGGGAGUUGCUCCAGUAGACAUUUCCAAUAAUAUUGCCAGAAAACCUAAAGGCAUCUCUCUCUCUCUCUCUCUCUCUCUCUCUCUCUCUCUCUCAACAUGCUCUGUUAUCUGAGCACUAUUAAAAGAUAAGCAAGAGCAAGAAGUCUUGCUGUGGAACAGUCACAGCUGCCGCUGUUUCACCUGGAAGUUUUUCUCUCCACAGAAGCAAAUAGAUUUGAUGAAGGAUUUACUACUUGAGUGAUUGUCUAGUGAAAUCUAAUGCUACUGAAAAAACACUGUGCAAUUGCUUCCUUUUUGGUAACAAGCCAUCAGAUGCUUUGAAAAACCCUUUUAAGGGGGAGAAUAGAAAAAAUGACCUAUUUGUGAAUCGGUUGUAAUUGUUACAUGCACUUUCAUACCCCUCUCUUUAGUCUGAAUUAUGUUUGAGUGGCUUCCAUCAGGCUAAAAACCCAAUAAAAAACAAUUAAUAUCUGCUUCUUUCAUUUUAUAAGCUCACUGCAGUGACUUUGCAAUUGGUAGAAUAUAUAUGCGUGUGUGUGUGUUUGCUUUUGCUUUCCCCCCUUAACUUUGUUUUUAAUUUAACAACAUUUCAUUUCCACUGAGUUAGAAAUGUAACAACUAAAUAUUUGUAUCUUAUCUAUUUCUCUUCUCACAAUUAAUUUAAAUUGGUAAGCUCUUCAAGCAAACAUAACUUUUUCAUAAGCUUACAGAGUUGGAGAAGAAUCAUUUGGUUUAUCUCUUCUACUUUUCUGUUGCUUAAAGCUACACUGACUGCUAAGAAUGGCUUCCUUUGCUUCUAAAUGCUUGGAAAGUGAUUGGUUGUCUAUUUCCUGUGUUGUUGUUCUUUAUUAAAUUUCUAUUGCACCUUUAAUUUCAAGGACUGCUGGGUGGCCAAAAACAAAGAAAAGGAAAAACAAAAGAAAAAACAUUUUAAAAAUAUCUUCUGCAGCUAAAAAUUUAAUGCCUAGGUCAGAGGUUAUCAACCUUUUUGUGUCCAUGGCUCCCUUGACCAACUACAGUGGUACCUCGGGUUAAGAACUUAAUUCAUUCUGGAGGUCCGUUCUUAACCUGAAACUGUUCUUUUUUUAAAAAAAUUUUAUUUUAUUUUAUUAAAAUAAUUCAACAUUAAUACAUACAUAUUACGAAUAUACAGACAAACAUACAUUUCAUACAGUCCUUAAAUAUAUUCAUAGAUACCCAUACUCAAUCCCACACAUACUUCCUUUUCCUACCACCAUCCCUCACCCCUCACCCCACCCUUGUGUUAGACUUCCAAUCUACUCAAUUGCAAUUUCUUUCCACUUCUAUUACUUUCUUUCACACACUUUUAAACCAACUUUCUACUUCUUUUUCUGUUACACAUUGUUAUCCAACUUAUUUAGUAUUUCAGUAUUUAUAAUGGAACUUAAUUAUUCUAAUAGGAGUUCUGAUUUUUCAAUAUGAUUUUGCAAAUACCUUCUCAACCUGAAACUGUUCUUAACCUGAGGUACCACUUUAGCUAAUGGGGCCUCCCACUGCCACCACGUGAUUUCUGUUCUCAUCCUGAAGCAAAGUUCUUAACCCGAGGUACUAUUUCUGGGUUAGUGAAGUCUGUAACCUGAAGCAUCUGUAACCUGAAGCGCCUGUAACCCGAGGUACCACUGUAUAUGCUUUCUGCGGCAGCCCUGUGGGGCUCAGGAGUCCAGUUAGGUCACCCCUUGCCGCAGCUGCUGCCCCUGGUCUCUGAGCUGCCCCCCUGCCCCAAAGAGAGGUGCCUCCUCACACUGCCCCACAGGGGCCUGAGAAGCACCCCCUGGCCAGCCCCAGAGGCACCAUUCGCCUAGGGAGCUUGUAGCCAGGGCUGCAGCAACAAACAGCUGUGCAAGCCUUUGGGGGCCAGAGACAUGAACAGGCAUUAGAGGAGGGAGGGAAGGAAAGAGGGACAGAGGCCAGUGUUGCCCACGGCACCCCUGACCAUCAUCCAAGGAACCCCAGGGUGUCACGGCACACCUUGAAAACCACUGGCCUAUGUGAAAAGGGAUGUUUUAAAAUUCAGUCUGAAUGUUAAUAAUGAGGCAGACAGAAGCACAUUACCUUCUUGUUUCCUUAAAAGUGCAACUCUAUGCAUGUGCAAGAUGAUUAAUGCUUAGAAUUCAAUGGGAUUUAUUGCCAGGUAAUGAUGUAUGUCUACUCUCUUGUCUACGCAGGAAUGCAUCCCUCUAAAUUCAGUGCGGUUUACUUCCAGGUAAGAGGGGCUAGAAUUGCAGCCUAACUUCUUUGCUACAUUAGGUUAGAAUGCUGCAGAAACUUACCUGGGAGUACACCCAGUUGAACUUAAUGGACAUUACUUCUGAGUAGACACAGAUAGGAUUGUACUGUUAGCUCCCCCCCCUUUCCCUUUUAGUUAAGGUCAUUACUUCACACGUCUUCUGUUCAUUUUAAUAUUUGUUCACAGAAAUAAUUUUCGCAAUAUUGGCAAUUCAUUUAAACAUUUGCUGAGUGUGCACUUACCCCAUUUGUAACACAGACGUCUGCUUUCUAAUAAGCAACACAAGACAUAAUUGAUGUUUGUCAUGAUUACUGAGCGAAGCUAUGUGAACAUUGCAACCAAAUUGCAAAGUCUUAUGUUCAUUCUCCAGUAAAAAUGAAAUAUCAUUGUAGAGCAUGUGCUUGAACCAUGAAAUUAACAAGUUGUUUUUAAUUGACCUGCUUCGUCUGCAAGCAAAUAAUUUGUUUACUAAUCUGGCUUUUUAACUCUCAUUUUGUUUGGUUCUUACAGACUAAAAUGCAUCACACAUAGAUAUUUAUUUCAAUAAUGGCUUUUAUAGAGUUGAUAUAUGUGUGGUGUUUUACACGGUUUUUGAAAACACUCUGUGCAAAAAGUAAAUAGUCAUCUUGUCCCAUAAUGAAAAUUCCAAAAUCCCCACCAGGGCCAUCCAAAAGAUCACAAAAUAAUGUGCAUGUUUUCAUGUUCUCCAGAACUCUUCCUUCAGGUGGAAUAAAAUUUUUGACUUGUGGUGACAAGGCCGCGAGCUCAUCCACACUUACAUUUUGCCCCCCUCUUUCCAGACAGAGGCCCGUCCUUAAAGCUCCAUGUCCCAAGUGUGUUUGGUUGGUUGUUUUCCCCCAAGCUUUCCUCGUGAAAAUCUGCUCUUUAAAGCAGAAUCGGAGUAAACGUUUAUUUGGGUUUUCUGUUGAUUGACAUUUGCUCCAAUUGAGCUUUAAAGAGUGGGUUUUUGCGGGGAAAGUUCUGGAGCAAAAAAAUAAAGAAAUAAAGUUGGGGGUGCUCAGACACAGAGCUUUAAAUUGGUUUAUGCUUGGAAAGAGCAGAGGAAAAGUAAGUGUGGAUAAGCACCAUUAGUAUGCAUCUGGUAAGAGACUUAAGGCAAAGGUGACGGCAGACAUUCAAAUGAGGCUCUUAGAUGCUGUGCAUAGACCCUCCAAAUGUCUCUAUUUUCUGGGGUCAUUCCCAGACUUACAGGAGCUGUCCAGUUUCUGAUUUGCUCACAGAAUGUCCUGCUUUUCCUUAGGAUGUCCCUAUUUUCAUCAGAUAAAUGUUGAAAGGUAUGGAGUUAUGCGACCCCCCAAGGACAUAAGUAACUAUGCAACCUUUAAAAGACAUCUGAAGGCAGCCAUGUAUAGGGAAGUUUUACUUAAUGUUUAAUUUUUUUUAGGUUUUUCAAUGUGCUGAGGCAACCCAGUCAGAUAGAUGGGGUAUAAAUAAUAAAAUCAUCCUCAUUUUCCUCCUCAUCAUCAUUGAAUAGGAUGUCCCUAUUUUCAUCAGAUAAAUGUUGGAGGGUAUGUGUACAGCUAUCUGGUUGCACCAAGGACUACACAGGGAGGAACAAACAUAACAAAUGGCUAUUUCUACGCCUUCUUUAUUUAGCAAACGAUGGAACCUAUGAAUGGCCUAUUUCUCUUUGAGGUGGUAAAUUUGUGUCUUGGCCACUUCUGAUUGCAGGUGUGAAGUGAUGCUGCCUAGAUAUCUUCACUGCCUCUGUGAGAAAUAGACCUAUACAAAUAAGAUCCAAUGUAUAUGCUGAAUUCACAUAGACUCAAAUAAUUAUUGAAUGGCAGCGGCAUGUUUCAAAAUUUGAAGAAGAGUUUGGAUUUGAUAUCCCGCUUUAUCACUACCCGAAGGAGUCUCAAAGCGGCUAACAUUCUCCUUUCCCUUCCUCCCCCACAACAAACACUCUGUGAGGUGAGUGGGGCUGAGAGACUUCAGAGAAGUGUGACUGGCCCAAGGUCACCCAGCAGCUGCAUGUGGAGGAGCGGAGACGCGAACCUGGUUCCCCAGAUUACGAGACUACUGCUCUUAACCACUACACCACACUGCAUUUUUGUCUACAUGUUCUAGCACAGGAUAAGGCCAAAAAGGUAAAGGUAAAGGACCCCUGGCAGUUAAGUCCAAUCGCGAGCGACUCUGGGGUUGCGGCGCUCAUCUCGCUUUACUGGUCAACAGUUUUUCCAGGUCAUGUGGCCAGCAUGACUAAGCCGCUUCUGGCAAAACCAGAGCAGCGCACGGAAACGCUGAGCAGUACCUAUUUAUCUACCGGUACUUGCACUUUGACAUGCUUUCGAACUGCUAGAUUGGCAGGAGCAGGGACCGAGCAACAACUCACUUAAACGGGAACUUUAUGCCAGAAAACUGUAAUGGGACUCAGACUGGAGUAAUUCUUAUCUACGUGUGGGAUGCGAUUUGUCAUUCAGCAGCAUCCUAGUACAUCAUUUAAAGAUUCUGUAGACUCCCAACGGAUGUUUCAAUGCUUUUCUUUAUUUUGCUUUGCUUUGUUUUCAUCAUUUGCUUUGCUUCUCCCUUCCUUGUACUGAAUGUGUUGCGUUGAAUGACUGAAAAUAGUUACCGUAGUUGCAUGGUGAAUACGAGUGAUUGGAUUUUGUAUCAACAUCUUUUAGCAUAUCUUGUAUAUAAUAAAAAUCAUAAUUUAUUAUUUAUACCCCGCCCAUCUGGCUGCGUUUCCCCAGCCACUCUGGGCGGCUUCCAACCGAAUAUUAAAAACAAUACAGCAUCAGACAUUAAAAACUUCCCUAAACAGGGCCGCCUUCAGAUGUCUUCUAAAAGUAAAAUAGUUGUUUAUUGCCUUGACAUCUGCUGGGAGGACGUUCCACGGGGCAGGCGCCACUACCGAGAAGGCCCUCUGCCUGGUUCCCUGUAACCUCACUUCUCGCAGUGAGGGAACCACCAGAAGGCCCUCGGAGCUGGACCUCAGUGUCCGGGCAAAACGAUGGGGGUGGAGACGCUCCUUCAGGUAUACAGGACCGAGGCUGUUUAGGGCUUUAAAGGUCAGCACCAACACUUUGAAUUGUGUUCAGAAACGUACUGUAUGUCCAAAUUAUGCAUUACACCAACUAAACAUUCAAUAUCGCUGGUACCUUUGCUAGUGCAUAUUUAACAACAACAACACCAUAUUAUGUUAUUGUUUUAUUAUUUUGCUUUAUUGUUUUAUUUAGUUUCCCCAGGCACUCUGUGUGGCUUCCAGCACAUAUAAAAACAUAAUAACACUUCAAACAUCAAAAGCCUCCCAAUACAGGGCUGCCUUCAGAUGUCUUCUAAAGGUUGUAUAGUUCUUUAUUUCCUUGACAUCUGAAGGGAGGGUGUUCCACAGGGUGAGUGCCACUGCCGAGAAGGCCCUCUUGCCUGGUUCCCUGUAACUGCAACUGCAUUUGAAAUCCUGAAAAUUAUACUAGGAAUGAUACGCAGCACAAUAGCAUGUAUCACUUUGUUCUAUUUAUGAUUUCUUUGAGUGUCAAAUAGUUCCCAUAAAAAUCCUUUUUGAUAGUAUCUGUCAGCCAGGUUCAAUGGAAAUGUGUUAAGAUUCUUUAGGCUUGGCAAUGUUGUCCCGGACUAUCUCUUAUUUUGAACUUUGACUUAGCAUCUUUGACUGAGCAUCUUGCACUUGAGACUCUGUUCUAUACUUAACACUUUGCUAAGCCAGAGCAACUCUUUGAACAUUGGUAUGGAUGGAUCUAUUAUAUUGCAUCUUUUAUACCUUAGCAGCGAAACAGAACAAUGUUUAUACCCCAGGCAUGAGCAGAAAGCCCUUGUGUGAUGCAGCUCUUUCAGAUUUGCAAGAAUAAUAUGGCUAUGUAGAGUUAGAUCUACUGCUCUUUAUCCCUAAUAUCGUUCAGUUCAUAUGAGAUGUUUAAUAGGUUCGAAAACUUAUUUCUUCCUGAGCAAGAACAACUAGCUAGAAGUACAAGUUCUUUUGAUGGCUCUCUGGGAAAGAAACCCACCCCCUGCUUUCAAACAAAUUUGAGGAUUUAAAAAAAAACAAAUGUUGUUCUAAUAGAGGCAAAUAAUUGAUUUUUAUACUUUGCCUGCCUUGCAGGUUUUCCAGAUUCAUUUUCUACCGGGCCAUGUUUUGUGUGAACAAUGCUGCAACUGAGUAUGACUAACCUUUUCCCUAAGAAAAUGAGAAAAACGAGAUGUUUUACAUUUUUGAAACAGGGCUACUAAUGCAUGAAAAAUGCCUCCAGAGAUUUUGCACAGAGACAAUUUAAGAACAAUUGUGUGUGUAGGUAAGGUGUUAGCAUCCUGCAUAUGUAACUUCCAUUAUUCAAAUUCAUAAAAGGAAAUUUUGCUGUAUAGCUUUGUGAAUACAUUAUCCAUAUUUUCCAAAACAAAAAUACCUAGGGUUUAACUUGGAAAGCCAACAAGAAAAAUCAACCAACAACGUAUCUUGCUGCAGUUUUCAGGGCAGAGAGAAGGAAGCAGUGUGGACCCCCAAGGAUAUGUAUUGGGAAUGAUCUCAGCAGCCAAUUCUGCAGAUGAUACCAACUUGUUCAGGGUGGUAAUAUUCAAAGCAGACUGUAAAGAACACUAGAAGGCUUUCUUUGACCAAGGUGGACAGGUCCGUCGAUGAGCAUUACCCAAUAUAGCUAAAUGGAACCGCCAGAUUCAAAGGCAGUAUAUCUCAGAAUACCAUUUGCCGGACACCGUGGAAAACAGGAUGGUGUACAGAUAGACCUUUGAAUCUGAUUCGGCAGGGCUCUUACGUUUUCAGGCCAACACGAAAAGGAAGUUACCCUUUUGCAGCAGAUUCUGGCUAACGGUUGCAUGCUUCGGAUUUUGCAUGACUCGGUGACAGCUGAAAUUACUAACCACACCACAAUUUCAUUAUCAGAGCAUGGUGUUCUCAGCAUACACAUUACGGGAACUUUUGGCAAUCUUUCCAAAAAGACUAAUCACAAUUUCCAAUUACUGAAUGAUGUUUAUCUACAUGCGUACCAAUAUUAUCGCCAGGAAAAAACCUGAGUAAGCUUUUGUUUGGGCCAGGGAAGCUGGGAAAUUAAGGCAUUGGAAAUUGUGCUUGUGUUUGGUCCUGGAACAAAUGAGGAUGACAUCUCAAUAUACUUUAAAAGCAAAAUGCCUGCAGAUGAGGAUUAAGGAGUUAAGGGGGGGGGACCUACAAGGAAAAAAUGAUUAUUGGCAAGGAAUAUGUAGGAAGAGAGUGAACUGGCAUUGUGUAAAAGCUCUAUAGUGUGCCAGGCAUAGGAGGAAGCAAAGGAGAUUAGGUGGAGUCAUCUAAGAGAACAGGACCUGACAAAGAGAUUAAGAGAGCAGCUUGUGACAAAAAGACAAAACUUUUAGAUGAAUGGCUGUCCCUUUGUACAUUUAGUCAGGAAUACCCAGGAUUUGGUUCAUGGUGUGUGUUUUAAUCACUUGGGACAGUUCUGUUAAAUUCAAGAAGUAUGAAAACUUGUCCAGAAAGUCUAACACAGUCAUAUUUAAUUUUCAGAAGAGAAAACUCUUAAAAAUCAUGAUGGGAUUAGUUUGAAGGAAGUUGGAAGGGACAGUCAGGAGUCUCAGAUAUCUUCAGGAAGCUUGGAUAUUAUCAAAGGCUGUGUACACAGUAUGUAGGGACGCGGGUGGCACUGUGGUCUAAACCACUGAGCCUCUUGGGCUUGCCAAUCAGAAGGUUGGUGGUUUGAAUCCCUGUGAUGGAGUGAGCUCCCGUUGCUCUGUCCCAGCCCCUGCCAACCUAGCAGUUCAAAAGCACACCAGUGCAAGUAGAUAAAUAGGUACCACUGCGACAAGGUAAACGGCGUUUCUGUGCACUCUGGUUUUGGUCACUGAGUUCCGUUGUGCCAGAAGUGGUUUAGUCAUGCUGGCCACAUAAUCCAGAAAGCUAUUUGUGGACAAACGCCGGCUCCCUUGCCCUGAAAGCUGAGAUGAGCGCCACAAUCCCAUAGUUGCCUUUCUCUGGACGUAACUGUCCACAGGUCCUUUACCUUUUUUUUUUAACACAGUAUACAUUUAAAGCACAUGGCUUAGUCCAAAGAAUCCUGGGAACUUUAGUUUACACCUCACAGAGCUAUAAAUGGCAGCAACUUAAACUACAGUUCCCAUGAUUUUUUUGAGGGGGCACCAUGUGUUUUAAGUGUGUACAGAGCCUUAAACUACUAUGAUAGAAGCAGAAUAAUGUUUGUGCCGAUUCAGUAGUAAAGAAUGGGUUUUCAUGGGGGAAGCACCGGGUGAAAGAAAGAAAGAAAGAAAGAAAGAAAGAAAGAAAGAAAGCACUCCAACAUGGCACUUGAAAGCACAGACCUUUGGCCUCUGGCUUUCUAGGCACAGAUAAGUGUGGCUCCUCCUAGACAGGAAGGAGGAUAAGACUUCCUGCCUCACUGGAGCUUUGCUUGAGAAACAAGUUCUAUCUGAGCUCUGCUGUGUUUGGUACUUCCAGGUUUGGUCUUCUGGUUUGCCCUCUUCUUCUGAUUUCUGUUUGGUCUUCACCCGCUCCAGACUUCAGCUCAGAGCACAGCCAAAAAGCUUCUUGUAAAUGGUGGAGGCUUUACCAAAAUGAGAAAACUAUAAGAGGAGCACAACUCUGUAAAAAGCACAAUAAUUUGAGGAUUAUAUUGCUUAAAACAAACAGUGCACAUUUCUUCAAAUGCAUUCGAAUCAAGAAAUUGGCCAGAGAGGCAAUUCUAGUGCUAGAUGACAAACCUGAGAAAGAAUGA